Molecule: messenger RNA, 51768 nt
Organism: Xyrichtys novacula (pearly razorfish)
Lineage: Eukaryota; Metazoa; Chordata; Actinopteri; Labriformes; Labridae
Source: the annotation of a GenBank genome assembly
GUGAAAUUGUGCUGUGGAAAACCACACACCUUGUUGGGCUGAUUGCCAGACUACCACAAACUAAACAGGGGGCAGGGAGAUGGAUACGAGUUUUUGAGGAUGAACUGUAGGAAAAUGUUGACUACACCAGACAUGAAAGCUGUCUUGGCUAAACUGCUGGGAACUAAGACGAUGGAGGAGUUUCUGCGCAAGGCAAAACAAGGUUGGAUGACGUAUCCCAUGAUAGAUGGGAGUGAGUUCAAUGCAUAUUGUGAUGUGAUGUGGAGGGUGCUGCCAGAUGAAGAGCGGAGACCGAAAGAACAGGAAAAGAACAUUCAGCGGAAGUUGAAAUAGCCACCUCUAAGGGGGACACUGCAAAAGAGACCCAGCGAUGCAGACCGUGCAGAUGCUAACUGCGGUAAAACCUGUGACAGUGACCUGUUUAAUCACCUGUUGUGAAUUUUUAUCCUCAGACAGAACCCUGCUCCAUAGAGAGGAUAUAUCCCGGCAGGGGGAGAGAGUGGAAUUCUGACGGAUGUGUGACGUCUAUAGACCUGCUGGAGAUGUGAUCAUACCAGACAUUUUUGACAACUGCCCAGACCAGGGACGUCUCUGGCUGGAGCUGUGGUGGGGAGCCCCAGCCCAGACAAUGUGAAAGUGGUGGCUUACUACAGUGUGAUUUUUGUGGAUGAUGGAAAAAGUUAAUUGUUAGUUUUAAUUUUAACCCUGUUGACCUUAUAGACCAAAGAGCCCUAUGUAGAAGUAACAUUCAAAUUUGGUGCUCACUGCAAGGUGUGUACGUAGACAGUUAUGGUUUAUUGUUUUAAAGUAAAUAUCGUGACAUUAGCAUUGUAACAUUCCUGUUCUGUUAGUUUAAUACUGAUGAAUCUAAAUGCAGCUGUGCUGAAUCCACACACACUCCUCACAGAUGUGCCACCUAAUGUAAAAGUAAUAGGAAGCUAUCAAAGGCCAGUAAGGCCACAGAAAAUGGUUUAGAGUCAAAUAACUAGUUUUUGUACCAGUAGUAUUAACAAACGAACUUAGGAUCUGACUUUCACAGUGAUUCACACUGUGCAAGGGGGAAGAUGAUGAGACAAUUAAAACGACAUUUUUAGAAUAUGCUGACAAUAGUUGAUAAACUUUUGGGUCAUUGUGAUAUGUGUUUUGUUAGAUGAAUUGAAGAGAACAAUAAAACAGUAGUGGGACACUGUUCCAGUUCCAGAGAGACGCUUUUAGAAAUCUAUUCAUAGGCAAUGUGGACAUGAUUAAAACUGCCAAGGGAUAUGUUACAUGUUUGUAAUGAUGACGGAUUCAGUCGAUGGAUAGAAGCAACACCAUCAAAAGAUCUUGGAGUCAAAAUAAAUCUGUCAUUGAAUGAUUUGGUACAUCAUUUUGGGGAAGAAAGUUAAUCUCUCAAGUAAAUAUCUGAUCAGAGAGUUUGCACUAACACUAACCUAUAGGAAGAUGCUUUUGCUACUUGCGCUUAUGAGCUUUCACAAUCAAAAGCACUGAGAAAUCUUUCACUGCAUGAUUGACUAACUUACAAAGCUAUGCUUUACUGCGGCUAAAUAAUUAAGUUUUUCGCUUGAGCAGCUGAAAAUUAGUGAAUUAAAUAUAUGAGGCAGCUAACUACGAUGCAAAGAUCUAUCGAUUAGUAGGAGGAGUGCCAAAAUCUGAUCCCAGUCAAGAGGGGGAGGCCAGUCGAGCCAGAGCACCAGGUGUACAUCACCAUCCUUUGAGGAGGGUGGCAAAAAGAACGAGGAGAAGACCUGAACACUUUGGUCCUGGUGAAUCUACUUCAGUGCAAGUAGAGGGCGUCAUCUACCGCUGACUGCCCAGAAAAAACAAGGGAAGUAUGACUUGAUGAGAGACACUCCCAGAAUGACUGUAGCACUCGUCCUGAAAGUAACUGUUUUCCUGGUGUUGCUGCUGAGGGACAAUGUGUGGAGAGAGACCGAGAGAGAGACUGGAGACAACAAUGAGGGUGAAGGUCAAACUGGUGCCAGUACAGCUGUGAGAAGAAGAAGUGGGAGACAUUGUUAUCGCGGGUGAGUACGAUGCAACCCAAAACACAAUCCACACCACUCCAGACAGAGCUAGAACCCAUGCCAACAUUCACAGAUUAUUACAGAUUUACAAUGAGGUUAAAUAGAUAAUAAAAUUAAAAAGUAUUUUGUGUGUGGUAAUGUGAGAAUGAGAGAGGAUGUGAAGAGAAAAGAUGUGUCUUAAAAGGUUUUGGAAGUACUGUUGCAGAUACGUUUCUAACAAAACGAGCCCCUGGGGGAGGUUUUUCUAAAGCUAUGAAGGGUAUAAAGAAAAGUUUAAAGUGGAAAUGCGGGAGAAUGCUGGUAAGGGGGGCCUGUUGAUGGACUGAAAGUGGUGAAGGGUAAAGAAAAGUUUAAAGUGGAAAUGUGGGAGAAUGCUGGUAAGGGGGGCCUGUUGAUGGACUGGGUGGUCCAAAUUUUAGAUGAAUGAGAGCCGUUUUGGCCCAGCCAUGAGUGCUGCGAUAGCCCUAAUUCUGAUUUCCUUUCUCACAUGUCGCAUCGUACACAUCCUUUGGAGACAUUGUUGGAGGCUGACGGAGGAGAUGGGACUUACGGUGGACCUAACACUGGCCCAUGAACUACAGGAAAUGCCACCAAAACAGCUGGCACAGUUUGUGAUUGAUCAAGGAGGGACUGAGGGACCUGAACGGUUCCUGGACUUCCUAGACGAAGAUGAGCAAUGGACUUUGAGCAACACAAACAACAUAUUCAAUGAGCUGAGAUAUUGAACUGAACAUGUUUCAUUCGCAGAGUUAAAGGACUACACUAAUCACACAUUGAUCAAGGGGUUAAUCAGAUAUUAAUCAAGGGGUUUGUCGCAGGUUGCUACAAUGUAAUGUAAUGAUAUUAUCAAAUGUGGACACUUUCUUCUAUGCAAAUGAAAUUAUGUCAGCGCAUCCAGGAAAUGGAUGGUCGCCAGGGCGCGGGGCCGUAAGAUUCUUUCCCUGCUGAAACAGCCGAGCAGGGUUUUCAGUCUUACGCGCUGAUAUAAUUUGAAACGAUCCAAGCUAUGGUAUGGUGUUUAGUGUUUGAUAUGAUGAUUAGGUUUUUGUGAAAGUAAGAACUUUCAAAGGGGGGAUGUGUAGGGGAAUGUCUUCAUACAUUUAGGUUAAGAAAUAUAGAGUAAUUAUCUUUUAGUAAGAAGGUACAAAUAAUCUAGGUUGGCCUGCUCCUGCUGCCCCACGACCAUGAGAUUGUAAGCAAGGCUGUCUUGCAGGAGCCCAAACUAUCUGUCUGUUGGAACACGUAAUCUCUGCCAGGGUCAAGACGAACCUAAACAAAGUGUCGUGGGGCAGACAUGUCAUCAUGAGGGGCCUGCUGGAGAAUACACACACACACACACACACACACACACACACACACACACACACACCUAACAGCAUAAAAGAGAGAAUAAGAGAAGCUAGAGGGGGCUUCCUUGGGUCUUGGUCGAGACUCUGUUUGUCAUCUGUACUAAUUUCUACAUCUGUACUAUUAAAGACGCCCAGGCUGUUCUUCAGAUCUCAUCAUGUCUCCUGUACAUUGUUUUACUGAGUUUAUGUUGGACGUUCCACAACAACUGCUGUGUCCAGAGAUGGUACUGAUUCCUCUCCACACUUCACAGAUGUUGCUGUGUUAUAGAUUAUUCUCUAUCUUCUCUUUGUACUCCAGCUUUGCCAUCUUCAGUCUCCUUUUCAACUCUUGUUCCACUUGUUUGAGUCGUUCUUUCUCACCAUCUUUUAAAGCUUUCUUUUGCUUUUAUGUCUCUUGUGAUCCAGGGUUUGUUGUUGGGGAAACAGCGAACAGUUUUUGUGGGUAUGACUGUGUCUCUACAGAAGUUGUCAUAAUCAAUAAAGCAGUCAACCUGUUUAUAGAUGGUCAUACUAUCCACAUCUGUUUCCAGCAGCACAUUCCAGUCUGUUGAUUUGAAACAGUCCCUUAGUGCUUCACUGGCUUGAGGUGUCCAUCUUCUGAUUUCGACUUUGGUCACAGGCUGCCUCAGCACACAAGGUCUGUAACAGGUUUGCAGAUAGACCAAGUUAUGAUCUGACUUGCCCAAUGGUGGUAAGGCAGUGGCUCUGUCGGCUUCUUUGACGUUGGCAUACAGCAGAUCUAGGGUCUUGUUUUCUCUAGUAGGACAGUUCACAAACUGUGUGAAUCCAGUCAGGUGAGAGGAGAGGGUAACAUGGUUGAAGUCUCCCGAUAUUAUUAUUAGUGCCUCAAGGUGUUGAGUCUGUAGCCUGGCAACACUAUUUUGGAACACAAUAUGGCUGAAGAGCAACUGCCAACAGUUCAAUAUCUGGACAACACAACUUCUCCUUGACAGUCAUGUGUGAAGGGUUACACCAUCUCUGGUUGACAAAUAAAGCCUGACCUCCUCCUUUCUUCUUGCCACUAGCUUGAGCAUCUCUGUCUGACCUUAUGGGAGUGAAGCCAGGUAGAUCCACACUGGAGUCCGAGUUGUUUUGAUUCAUCCAGGUUUCAGUAAAACACAGGAAACUGCACUCACAGUAUGCUUUCUCAGCCUUCACCAAUAAUUUCAGCUCAUUGCUUUUGUUGGGCAGAGAGUGGACGUUUCCCAUGAUGAUUGAUGGAAGAAAGGGUUUAUAUCACCACCUCCUAGCAUUCAGCUUUGCCUUCACCUUUGCACCAGCAUGGCAACUGCGAUAACACCUCCUGAUUUCCUCUGGAAUUGUAUGUUGUUGUCCAGAUUUGCUUUUCCUCAAUGAAAGGAGCUCUUCUCUUGAGUAAACUAUUCGCCCGGCAGAAGUAUGCAUCAGUAGCCAACAGAAUUACAACAAAAAUAUUUUAAAAAUCUAGCAAAAAUUACAGAUAACACAGAGAGACCAGACUUGCAGAAACCUAUCGGUUCAAGUGCAUCGUUUGAAUGUGAAUAUAAAGGAAAGUAUAAAGGAACACAGUAUAUAUUAAUGUAAUGCUCUACAGUGCGAUAUAAUGAAUAACAACAGGCUAUGAUACAGCCUCAUAUGACAGGAUACAGCCUGAUAUAAUAGGAUACAGCCUAAUUUGAAUGGAUACAGCCUGACACGAUAGGAUACAGCCCGAUAGCAUAGGAUAGAGCCUGAUUUGAUUCAGCCUGAUAGGAAAUUAUACAGCCUGAUAGGAUGAAUAGGGUACAAUCUGUCAUGACAGGAUACAGCUUGAUUUAAUACAGCCUAAUAUCAAAAGAUACAACCUGAAAUAACAGAGCCUGAUAUGAUACGAUGAAGCUACAAAAUAACACAGCUUCUGCAGUAUAAUAGUAUAAAGCUUAGUAUACAACCUGGAAGGAUAGGAAACAGCCUAAUAGAAUAGAAAAGAAUAGGAUAGAAUAAGGUAAGAUAUGAUAGGGAAGAAAAGUAUAGGAUAAGACAGGAUAGGAGAGGAUUGGAUUGGAUUGGAUAGGAUAGGAUAGGAUACAGCCUGAUAUGACAGUAUACAGUCUGUCAUGAUAAGAUACAGCCUGAUGGGAUACAGCCUAAUAUAGUAAGAUGCAGUCUGUCAUGAUAGGAUACAGCCUGAUAUGAUAGGAUAGUCUGAUAUGAUAGGAUACAGUCUGUCAUGAUAGGAUAUGAUAGGAUAUGGUCCGGUAGGAUAGGAUCAACUCUCCUACUGUACGGACAUGUACUGUAUCUUGUAUCUUGAAUAGGGUUGCUGUUUAAUUCGGCAUCCCCUACAGUCUGAGAAGUUUGUAGAAACCUUCAUCAGAUGUUUUUGCUCCUUUGACCCAGAUGUGGAUACACAGUGAACCUUUAAAAUCCAGAGCUCCAGGCCUCUCUGUUUGAACCUGAGCUCACACACCUGCAGCUGCAGGUGAAGAGAUAUAUUGGGCAGAGAGGGUUAUAACACUGCAGCUCUCAGGAUGAUAUAAUAGGAUACAGCCUAAUUUAAAUGGAUACACCCUGAUAAUAUAGGAUACAGCUUGAUAUGAAAGUAAACAGCCUGAUAUGAUAAGCUACAGCCUGAUAUGAUAGGAUACAGCCCGAUAGCAUAGGAUAGAGCCUGAUUUGAUACAGCCUGAUAGGAAGUAAUAUAGCCUGAUAGGAUAAAUAGGGUACAAUCUGUCAUGACAGGAUACAGCUUGAUUUAAUACAGCCUAAUAUAAAAAGAUACAGCCUGAUGUAAUAGAGCCUGAUAUGAUACAAUGAAUCUCCAAAAUAACACAGCUUCUGCAGUAUAAUAGUACAAAGCUUUGCACGAUAGUAUACAACCUGAAAGGAUAGGAAACAGCCUAAUAGAAUAGAAAAAAAAGAAAAGAAUAGGAUAGGAUAAGUUUGUAGAAACCUUCAUCAGAUGUUUUUGCUCCUUUGAGCCAGAGAUGGGGAUACACAGUGAACCUUUAAAAUCCAGAGCUCCAGACCUCUCUGUUUGAACCUGAGCUUACACACCUGCAGCUGCAGGUGAAGAGAUAUAUUGGGCAGAGAGGGUCAUAACACUAUAGCUCUCAGGUUUAACAGAGAUCAGUCAGACCCUAAUCUGAACAUUACUGUCCAUGCAUACCUCCUCUCCUCUUCAGAUCAUGUUUUAUUCCUAUAAUCCUAUGCUCUUGCUCUGCUCUGAGUGAAUGUAAACCCACUUGCUUCACAGCUGAGUGAAACAGAACCUGCUGUUGUUACUGUAAGAGUUUAUGUACCACAAGGGGAGGGGGAGAGUUGAUUAAACUGCUCCUUUCCUGUGCACUACCGUACCAGCUUUGUUUUUUGAAUCAUUGCUGACUAAUCAGAGCAUUAGCAGCGCUCUAAGCAUGUAACAUCAUGUCAGAUCACCUGUGCUCAAUUUCUGUACAGAGCCUGUGAUGGACUGUGACUGCUUCAAUCACAGCAGCAGAUUUGAAUUUCACCAAGACUCUCCAGCUCCAGCCUCCACUGGAGAUUUAUGCCCUCAUUGAGGAAACUGCAUUCACUCCCUGUCCUCAGUGUUUGGCAUCUAUUACACUUCAUUAUUAUCUGCUGAGGCCAUGCAGCGCUGCCAUAAAAAGGAAAAAAAGGGAAGUGGAAGUUUUUGUGAAGAUUAAGGCAUCAAUCCCUCCAUCCCUGCUGUUGCAAAACACUCAGCAGCUCCUGAUUAUUUCUCUUCUCCUCUUCAGCCUGUCUGCAGGUGAGCCCAAGUUUGCCUGUACAGACUGUCUGUAGGUGAGCCCAAUUUUGCCUGUACAGACUGUCUGUAGGUGAGCCCAAGUUUGCCUAUACAGACUGUCUGCAAGUGAGCACAUGUAAACUUUACACUUAUACUGUCUGCAGAUGUGAACAGGUUUAUGUAAUGCAGUGGUUUGGUCAUCAUGGUAUUGCAUUGAUUUAUGUGAUUUUAGAUCACAGGCACUAACAUGUUUUGGUGGUGGGUGAAUAUUUCUGCUCCAGCUUUAGACUGUCCCUUUUUGUCUGUGUCAGUGGCUUAUCACACUUACCAAAUAUGUCCCUGGUCUGUGGAGCUCCUCAAGGUUCUGUCCUGGGCCUUUUUUCAUUUAUCUUGUACCCACAACCUCUUGGCCACAAAAUUGGCACCUUUAUAGGCAUUCUUCCCACUGUUAUGCAGAUGUUAUCCAUUCAGACUUUUUGUUUACACCUGAAAACACCUUAAAACCAUUAAACUGUCAGAGCCGCAUUUGCACCAUGAAUAUUUGGAUGGCAGGAGCAGGUACAGAGGCUCCUGAUUACUUUGUGCUGAUAGUGAUGGAAAAUCUUGGUCAGUUGUAUAUGUUUCAGUUAAAUCUUCUGCAGUCCUGUAGGUUCAUUUGGCAGAGUGAUCCAGAUAAUUUUAAUCCAAUUUCAGAGCUUCUCUUCCUGAACCAAACUAAGAUAGCAUGACCAUUUAUAGACAUCCAAACCAUCUGUAGAUAGUCUUUAAAAUCUCUGAACUCACAUGGUUAAAACUGUUACAAGGAAACAAAGCAGAAAUGUUUCAGUGAUGACAGAUUUAACUGUUCAGGGACCUUUAAAUAAAUGGCUGAGAUGACAGAGGCAGCAGCUAAGCUAACAGCUGGGACAUCAGAGGGAGCAGGUGAUGUUAGGGCAGGAGGAAGGCACGACGCACACACAUGCUCACUCACACACACAUGCACAGCCCCCCCGCUCAGUCAGCAGUCUCCAUAAAUAAUCUUGCAGCAAUCUGCCUCUCCCUCCACUCUCUUAUUAAUUACUUUUAGGGCCAAAAUCAAACAUCUGUCAUGUUAGAAUAUACAAAUUAAUUAUGCAGUGUCUACCCAUCAGCAGACUCACAACAGUGAACCUCAGAGGGACCAGGAAGAUAAGAACAGGAACUUUUUAUUCUGUUUGGUUCCAGAAAACUCAUGGGGGGGGGGGGGUUGCUUCAUUCAUAAAGGUUUUCUGAUUCUCUUUGCAGACAUCUUUAGAGAAUGAACCCAGAGAGGAAAUUGUGAUGCUUACAUUUUUAACCUGUGUUCAUCCAGAGACAGUCAGCUGAUCAGAUAUGCUCUAACGUUUUCUUAAUCUUUGUGACAACAUGACAGCUUUUCUCUGAGUUCAGAUCAGUUUAGUUUUUAAUGUGCCCCCCUGGGACACCACAGUCCAUCAGUCAAAACCCUGAGCUAACUAAUGCAGGAAGCAGCUCUUAAGUAACUCCACUGAGAUCAUAGGUUUAUAUGUGAACAGGCUGCAAACUGACGUCUUCCCUUCUUCAGCAUACCUCAGUAAAAUAUAUUUUCUCUGUCUACUUAAGCAAACUUUAGGGAAAAAGUCCCCUGUGAAAAUAAAAGAAUCACUUUGGUGAGAAACUUUUGUGUCAUUAGAUCCAAAGAAAACAUGUAUUCCCUUGUUUGUCUACCUGUAAAUACUCAGAUUAUCAAAGUCUCUUUACUCCUUUCGCUCAUUAUUUAUGCUCUUAUUUAAAAAAAAAGUCCUCCCUCUUCUCUUUAGUAUACUUUAGGUUAGAGGAAAAGACAAAGUCAAAUAAACAAUCCUCUGAGUGAGACAGCGGUCUGCAGCGUUAAAGCGUCUUUCUCAAGCUCGUAAUAGUUUGAAUCAGAGGACAGUCCUUUUAGCAGAGCUGUCCAAACAGAACAUGGACCAUCCAUGCUUGUUACCUCAAACACCUUGGCCACCAAAUCUGGUCUAUUUCAAAUUCAAAAUUCAAAUUAUUUUAUUUGUAUAGCACUUUUCAUACAUAGGAGUAGCACAAAGUGCUUUACAGAAUGAUAAGAUAAAAAUAAGACUAAAAACCCCUCCCUCCCACGCCCACACACAGAUACACGAUCACUUACACACGCACACCCACCCACACACAAACAUACACACACAGGACAGCGCUUGGUUGUUUUGUUUUGCAUUUCGUCAUUUCGUCAUGGCUUUGUACCGAGGGUCCCGGUGAGGAAGAACGCAUGAGGAGACACUGGAGCCAGGGACUAAAAGAUUAAAACACAUAAAAUAAUAUUUUAAAUAAAAUCAGUUAAACGCUAGAAACUAAAAGAUUAAAACGAAUAAAAAUCAUGUUUUAAGUAAAAUCAGUUAAACGCCAGACUAAAAAGGUGUGUCUUUAGCCUCUUUUUAAAAAUAUCAACAGUCUCUGCGGCCCUGAGGGUCUCUGGCAGGCUGUUCCACCGGUAGGGGCCAUAGUGGCUGAAGGCAGCCUCAACGUGCGUCUUUGGUACCGGCCUUUUAACUGUCCCACGAACCACGACAGAGGACCUCAGGGUCCGUGAGGGCUGAUAUGCUAAAAGCAGGUCAGAUAAAUAAGACGGCCCAUGACCAUUAAGACAUUUAUAAACCAGCAAAAGAAUCUUAAAAUCGAUUCUGAAGCGGACGGGGAGCCAAUGCAGUGAUUUCAAAACGGGUGUAAUGUGCUCCUGCCCUCUGGUCCUCGUCAGCACACGAGCGGCUGAGUUUUGUAGUAAUUGUAAGCUACUAAUGCUUUUUUUGGGAAGACCAGAGAGCAGGGCAUUACAAUAAUCUAGGCGACCCGAAAUAAAAGCAUGCAUGAGCACCUCCGUGCUGGCUUGAGAUAGAAACAGGCGGACUCUGGCUAUAUUCUUGAGAUGGUAAAAACCUAUCUUCGUGAUGUUCUUAAUGUGGGGAAUAAAAGUGAGCUCAGAGUCAAAAAUAACGCCCAGGUUCUUAACACAUUGUGAGGGUUUAAGAUCUUAAAAUCUAUUUGAUAAACAUACAACUCUUGAGUCUAGUGCAAUUGUUUUUAGCAGUCCUCCUAUCCUGUGUGUCACAAAGACAGACCACCUAAGAAAUGCACUGCUUUUAUUCGUGAAUUUGCUGAAUUUUUAUCAAUUUUACACAACUCCUAUAGCAUGAUUGUUUUAACAGGUGAUUUUAACUUACACAUAGAUAACUCCUCUGAUCAGAUUUCCACAUAGUGUUUAAAUGUUCUUAAUUAAUUAUAUGGAUGUUAUUCAACACGUCACACAGCCAGCUCACAACAGAGGACACACACUGCAUUUGUUCAUCACCUAUGGCCUGUCCACCAGUCCAGUGUGUCCUCAGUUGUUGAGCUGGCUGUCUCUAACCACUACUGUGUGUUUUUUAACAUCACUGGUUUUAUCCAGCAGGAGACCUCUGUGAGAACUGUGAGGAAGCGCCAUCUGACCCCUGAAGUGGCAGCAAAUUUUAUUGAUGUUUUAGAUAAAACUCCAUUGUUAUUUUAUUAUUUUAUUUUAUCAUUUUUAACAGUAGGAUUUAACGGCCCUUGAACUGGUUGCUCCACUUAAAAUAAAAAACAUCGUACCCAAAUCCAUACCUCGAUGGAGAAAUGAGGAGCUACAGCUGAUUCUUUUAGGUUUAUUACAGUGAACAAGAUGUGGUGUCAGUCAGGACACAGGGAAGGAGGAAACUGGCAUCUCUUCUUAUAUUGGUGCUUUAUUCUGACAUGUGCAUAUAUGUAUAUAUAGUUCUGAAAAUACAAAACAACAAUAAACAAUAUUGUUUAUCAACUCAACAACUUCCUUCAUGUGUUCGCAGGUACAGUAAGAAUAGCUCCAUACAAAACUAUCCUCUGUAUAUUUAUCAAAAUCUAACAAUGUUCAGAAUGCAUCCACAUGACAUAAACUCUGAGCUACACAUGUGCCGCUCUCUGCUGAAAAAACACAAGCACUCGCAGAUGGUGCACGUCAGUUCACGUAUCGGCUCUGAAGGAGCAAUUAAGGAGUUAUAAACAACAACGACAUUCAUACACGUGGAACAAGAUACCGCUAUAGAUAUCACAUCACGAUCCCCAAACAAGGCGAGGAUUAGACACAGAAGUGAGAGAUACACACGUUACCACCGACAUCUUAUUCUAACAAACUAACCAGGCAAUAAAAAACCACAGGGAUCUGAACGAUACUCAUUAUGUUCAUUCACUAAUACCAGAAGUGUCAGAAUAACUCCACUUAAGGCAUAAACUUCAACAAACGACAGGGGAGAACAAUCCAUUAACAUGGCCGACUGCUAUAGUUAUUUCUCCUUCUCCGCGCCGUAGAGCUAUCACUUCCUGUAGCAGCAGGGGGAAGGGGCUGUGCUCCCCCUUUCAAAAUAAUAGCCUUUUAUACACUGAUGAUAUGCAGCUCAACAUCUCUGUGUCUCCUGAUGACACCAGGCCAAUGGAUGCUUUUUUUAACUGCAUUUUAGAUAUCAAAUCCUGGGUGGCAGAAAACUUUCUCCAGCUUAACCAGGACAAAACUGAGGUUUUAGUCAUUAGUCCUGAGGCCCAGAGAGAGAAACUUUUACCCAAACUACGAGCACUGUCUUUUAAUCCAUCACCACAAGUAAGAAACCUGGGCGUCAUUUUUGACUCUGAGCUGACUUUUAGUCCACACAUUAAGAACAUAACAAAAAUAGAUUUUUAUCACCUAAAGAACAUCACCAGAGUCCGCCCUAUUCUCUCUCGGGCCAACACAGAGACGCUAAUGCAUGCUUUUAUUACUAGUUGUAUAGACUAUUGUAAUGCCCUGCUUCCGGUCUUCCAAAAAAGAAUAGUUCAGGUUUACAAUUAUUACAAAAUUCAGCAGCACGUGUCCUAAAGAAGACCCAGAGGCAGGCCCACAUUACACCAGUUUUAGAAACAUUGCAUUGGCUCCCUGUGUGUUUUAGGAUUGAUUUUAAGGUUCUUUUGCUUGUUUUUAAAUGUCUUAAUGGUCUUUGGCCUUCUUAUCUUUCAGAACUGCUUUUACCUUAUGAACCUUCACGGACCCUGCGCUCUUCUGGCAGCAGUCUCCUGGUCAUGUCAGGACACACACUCAUGGUGAGGCGUCUUUUCAAUAUCACGGCCCUUGUCUACGGAACAGCCUGCCGGAGGACCUCAGGGCCAUAGAGAACGUUCAUGUUUUUAAGAGCAGGCUCAACACCCACCUUUUUAGCUUAGCUUUGACUGAAUAUUUGUUUUAUCUUCAUUUAUUCUAGUUAGCCUAGGUUUGUUUUAUAUUUAUUUUCAUUUAUUGUAAUGAAUAUGGUCUAUGUUUUAUUCAUAUUUCAGUUUUACUUGUUUUUAUCCAUUUAUCAUUUUUAGGACCCCCAGUGUUUUCUCUGAGGGAGCCCUCGGCACCGGGAGCAGUGGUCGCUUGUGGUUGCAGGGGCUGCUCACGGGGUUCCUGGUGGGAGGUUAGUGUCUGCCGCAUCUCUCCUCUGGCCCUCUGUCAGUGUCCUGUAGCUGUGGCUAAACUCUGCUCCUGGUGCUGAUGGUUCCUCUGAUGGCGCUUUCACAACUGGUUCAUCUGUACUCAGCCUCAUGUCCAUGAUCUUAGUGUGUGUAUGUGCGGGUGCGUUGGCGUGUGUGUGUGAGCGAGUUUGUGUGUAUAUGAGUGUGUGUUUGUGUGUGUGUGUGCGUGUGUGUGUGUGUGUGUGUGUGUGUGUGUGUGGGGGGGGGGGGGGGGCGAAAGUAUCCCCCCUCCCUAACUCAGCUCCUCCCAGCGGCAUCAGUCAGCCGAGACCUGUUUUCACCAAUCACAUAAGCUCCUCUCCUUGCCUUUAAAUCCGCCACCGGCGAGGUGUAUUACAAUUUUCGUGAACUAGUCGAGGAGAUCAAGCGAUGGCUGAGUGACAGUAAUGCCACACAAUGGCAACAGAAGGCAGCCCCUCAACAAGUGUUGCUGUAAGUACUGCAGAGGGCGUCCUGCACACUGUCUCAUAUAAGCACAGAUGGAUUUGGUGUGUGUAAGGUUGGACCCACUGGUAAGACAAACACCCUUUUCCACAAAUAAAGACACUCACAUAAAGUUGCAUAUAUUUAAACCUCACGUGACAAAGGUGGGCUGUGCGCACAGAUCACAACAUAAAUUCCAAUAAUGGCAUUAAAAUUGGAACCAUCUGUGCGUAAAAAACGCAUCACGCUCCGUGGCCCGGCUCUUUCUUCCAUAGAUGUUGGUAUAUAAAUAAGUUGGCUCACAAAACUGAAUAUUAUAAUAUUCGUAUGUAGGCUUAAAGUGAAAAACUCAUCUGAUCACAGAAACAAAUCAUCUGUUUAGUUGCCACAGCAGCAGCUGCAGCAGGACGGGGAGAGGACACGGAGACAUGUCCAGGUCGAGGUGCGCGAGAAAUAAGAGGAAGAGGAAUAAAGAAAAGGAGGGAGAUGAAUUACAUAUCUUGUUAACUUCAUCAUGUGUGUCUAUUUACUAGAUAUUUAAUUUGAUUUAAUGAGCUUUCAGCUGUGUUAAUUGGUCAGGUUGAGUGACCAAACGUGCGCCAAAUGCGCUCAUCAGAUCAGAUAUAGAUCAGAAUAUAUCUAUAUAGAUCUAAAUGUAUGUGCUCACUCAGAUUAUUAGUUGUUGAUGAUUAUUUAUUGCACUGAAAUGUGCCUGACACUGUGGAAACCUGCCGGUGAGGCAUCGGGGACAUAUGCCAAUAGGUUGCUGGUCUACCAAAAUACCUUUAGACCAGCUGCGCUCCGCCUGAGCUGAAAGCUGACCAGGUUUGAAUCGGCGAGCUUUCAGCACAUUUUACAUGCCAGCGGCGAGCAUGAAAAUGUCACUGCGCCAGCUGAUUCUGUCGACACCUCCCUCUGGCAUGCCACCACGCCCAGCUUGGCGGACCUCAGUGUGCCUCAGUCCACGAAAAAACCAAACUAGCAUUUGGUAGUUUGGUACCAGAUGAAAUACCACUACGCGGGGUCCGCCACCCUUCGCCACAUCGCUGGCGGACACCAAAAUAGAGCCCCAUGACUUCAUAUCCAGUUCUGGUUUACAGCUGCUCUAAUGUCUGUGUGUGUGUGUGUGUGUGUGUGUGUGUGUGUGUGUGUGUGUGUGUGUGUGUGUGUGUGUGUGUGUGUGUGCGUGCUCAAACAGAGAUGAUCCUGAGGUCCACAUCUCUUCUGACAGGAGACAGCUGUCCGUCCUUCCUGCAUGCUGGCUCUGAAGUGUCCUGUCCCAGGAGGUCAUCUGAUGAAAGGGGAGGGCCUCCCUUCCUCCUCUCAUUCAGGUAACUCCAGCCCCUCCGAUAGCAUAGAUCCUUGCUGUGUGACUGGUUGACACCAACAGCAGUUACCCAUCAUGCCUCUCUGGUGAAGGGCCCAGUGACCUUGAGACCAGCCAGGCUUUGCCCCCUUGCUGGGCUGCAGACUGCUUUUGAGAGGAUGGAUGGAGGCUCAUUUAGAGAGGCUGGAGUCAGGCUGUAAAAGACUCUACUUGAGUGGAUCUCACUGUGAUGGUUUCAAAAAUGUGCUUGAAUUGUGAAAGGAUUGUGAGAUGGAAAUAUUUGUUUUUUUGCAGAUAUGCUAUGUGAUGAACUUAGUUUUACUUAUUGACCUUUCUAUAAUUCUACAGUGUUCUCUUGGGUGAUAGGAUGAAGUUCGUUUCGUAGGUACCUUUCUCUACCCUUACUCCUUUCUGCUCAUUUAACCAUGACUUAUCAUUGACAUCUCAGUUUUGUACCAUGAGUUUGACUAAUGUGGUAUUGCCUGAUGCCUGUUGCUGUGUAAAUCCACCUGCAUCCCGUUUUUGACUUACCAAAUAUGUGUCUUUUGGUGCAUCUGGAAGUUCCCCCUUAUGAUGAUAUAAGUGUGUACUCACUGAGACUGCCUCAGUGAGAUUUGGUAACUUAGACUGUUAGCACACUUUCUGUGUCUAUAUGUGCUAUAAAAUACAACUGACUGACUUGAGAAGCUUUGUUGAUUCUUAUCAAGAGACAAGAUAUUUCCAAAACAGUUGACUGUUAAAGCGACUGUAAACUUUCACCUGUGACUAUUUGGACAUGUAGGGCUCUAUUUCCAUGCCUCGCCAGUGGUGUGGCGCAGGCGCGGCAUAAGUCAGAUCCGCCGCGCCGACAAGGCAUGCCCAAGCACAUUUUGGUAUUUUGGUGAGCAGCGCAGCCCGGCGUAAGUAUCCCCCCACCCUAACUCAGCUCCAAGGCGUGGAGUGGGUUUAACACAGCCGAGAUCUGUUUUCACCAAUCACAUAAUCUCCUCUCCUCACCUUUAAAUUUGUCACAGGCGAGGUGCAUUCCAAUUUUCGUGAAGAAGUCGAGGAGAUCAAGCGAUGGCUGAAGACAGCAACACCACACAAUGGCGACAAAAAGUAGCCCUUCAACAAGUGUUGCGGUAAGCGCUGCGGAGGGCGUCCUCCACACUUACUCAAAUUAGCACAGAGGGAUUUGGUGUGUGUAAGGUUGUACCCACUGGUAAGACAAACACCCUUUUCCACAAAUAAAGACACUCACAAAAAGUUGCAUAUAUUGAAACCUCACGUGACAAAGGUGGGCUGUGCGCACAGAUCACAACAUAGACAAAUUCAAAUAAUGGGUUUAAAAUCUGAACCACCUGUGCGUAAAGGGCGCAUCAUGCUCCUUGGCCUGGCUGUUCCUUUCAAAGAUGUUGGCAUACAAAAUAAACUUGGCUCAUGCAACUGAAUAUUGUAAUAUCCGUAUGUAGGCCUGAAUUCCGCAAGCCGGCGACACGGCCGACACAUUGAUUUCUGUGACACAAUAAAAAUAUUGGUUCAUUUCAAUUCCUGCUUCUGUGUAUCUGUUGCGUUUACAUCUCUCUCCACAGUAUCAUAGGUAAUGUAAUCCAGUAUUUAGAGGUCAGUUAUGCACAUUACAGUUGUUUAUUGAAUAAAAAGUUAUCGAAAAAUGAAGUUAAGGGCGAAGUAUAAAUCACGUCUAAAAAUAGACUGAAUCCCAACGUUGAAAUGAAGUAUAAACUUAGACUAGACGUCUAAUAUACGUCUUUUGCUCAGUGGGAUGGCAAAGCAUGUGGACAUUUGUGUGACACGCCACUUACCCUAUAAUAAUAAUCGCCACCACCCGCUGCUCAAACGGCGUGAGGGUCUCCUCCCCCGGACCCCCACCUGUCUGGCCGGUACUCCUCCGGAGGGCAGCUGUACGCCGCUUGACCUCCACCUUGAAGUCCGACCACUUUUUCUUAAUCUCCGCUGGGUGCGUGUCUCGGAACCCACCGCAUUCACCCUCUCGCAAACUUUCUCCCACUCCAAGCGUUUUCGUUUUGCACUGACGCCACUGGACACGCUGCCAAACAAAACACGCUGUCGCACCUCCACCACCAGCACCUCCACCUCGCAUGCCGUAAAUUUAGUUUUUCCUUUUCAUUUUGUCUGCGUGCGAGGACAGGGAGACCCUAUUUAAAUAAAUCUGCGUAUUUAUAGGAGGGCGUAACGGGGGCGGGCCCAGUCACUCCGACAUCUGUGCUCAAUUCCAAGCUGAUUGCGCCCGCACACCUUGAUACAUACGGAUUUUUUUCAGCGUGACGGACCUUGCGUGCGCUCUUUUCUGGUAUGAGUCCCACGCAAGUGUUGAUACAUGAGGCCCCUGAUCACUAAAGUAAAUCACCUGGUUAGCCUUGCCACCGCAGCAGCAGGGCAGGGACAGGAUAUGGAGACAUGUUUGGGUCGAGCUGCGUGAGGAAGAAGGAGAAAAAGGGGGACGACGCAUUAAAUAUCUUGUUAACUUCACCAUGUGUGAAUGUUUACUGGGUAUUUAAUUUUAUGCGGUUUCAGCAUGUUGAUUCGGUCAGGUCGACUAAAAUGCCACUAGACCAGCUGUGCUCCGCCUGCGCUGAAAGAUGACCAGGUGUGAAUUGGCAAGCUUUCAGCACACUUUCCACGCCGGCGGCGAGCAUGAAAAUGUCACUGCACCAGCUGAUUCUGUCAACACCUCCCUCCUGCCACACCACCACGCCCAGCUUGGCGCACCUCCGUGCACCUUAGUCUAUGAAAAUAUCAAACUGGCUGUGCGCCGGGCUCUUCCAGACAAAAAUACCACUGCACGGGGUGCGCCACCGUCCACUGCGCCGCCAGCGGGCACGAAAAUAGAGCCCAAAAUGUCAAACCAGCAUGAUAAAUUCUCCAUUACUGCAGAACUCUGGGACCUUUCCUUCCAAUGUCAGUCAUUUAGGAUUGACAGGUUUGGAAUAAUAACUUUUAAAUCCAGAUUUUGGUGGAAAUAAUGAAACUCUUAUUAUUAAGGUUUCUGUUACAUUACUGAUUAAGGAAAGAAUAAGAGGGGACCAAAGACUGACCCCUGAGGCACACCACCAGUGGCUGUUUGCGUGGUUAAAUUUGGCUGCAGGCAUACCAAUUAAAAGACAGACAAAAAUAAGCUCCUACAGUCUGACUUUAAACAAUUGAGACAUCCCUAAAGCUAAAACUGAGAUUUUCUUCCCUCAUAAAACUAUAAAACUACAUUUUCCAGGUAAGUUUGGCACUUCUUUUAGACUUGCAAGAAUUAAAUUCAGCUAAAUGAACUGCAUGUUUUUAUCAUGUGUUUCAGGAGAGACUGAGGCUUUUUGUCACAUGGGUAAGUUGUCACAUUGCAAUUUUCUUUGCCACGUGAGGGUGCAACUAAAAAGUGGAAUACUAGUUUUCUUCCUUUACAUGGUCAGGGGUCGUGUCCUAUCUGAGAAGAGAAGAGCACAUUGUGAACUGAGAUGAGCGCCAAUUGACCAUUUUAACAACCCAAAGAAAAAAAAAUUAACUCAAUAUAUUUUAAAAUAAGCUUCUUCUGGAUAAAAAUCCUAGCAGUGGUACAUGUGGACUUGGAGGAGAGAUUAAGGCAUCUUGUCAUACCUCAGUCUUUGUUCUGUUUUAAGUUAACUUUAAGCUAGAGCUAGAGUUAGCAAACAUGGUAGUUUGGAGCAACAUGUCUCAGUCAUUUUGAGGUUCACUGUCACAUGUUUUAUAGGGAUUAAAAUUAAAAUAGAGAGUCAGCAUAUCAGCAGUUGUCAUAUUGAAACUUUGACUUUAUUUUUUACAGAGAAAAAAGUGGUGUAGAGAGAAGAAAGCGAGAAGACCUGGGGCCUCAUUUAUAAAGCUUGCUUAUGCACAAAACCUGGCUAGAAAGUGCUUACGCCACUUCUUACGCAAGAGUUGGGAUUUAUAAAAGAAAAACUAGUGUAGGAAUGUGCGCAACUUUAAGCAAACUCGACAGCUUGCUUACGCAGUUUUUGGAGACAAUCGGAGCAAGGUGAGAACAAUUGGUUAAUGGAAAGCGCACGUGUAAAAAGCCAUACAGUGACAGUCGUGCGCAAUGCAGCACAAGUUUCAAGUUUUAUUUGUCACAUGCCUAAAUGUACAGGUACAGCGGCAGUGAAAUGAAAGUGACGUCUGCGAUUGUGCCAAAAAAACCAUAAUAAUAAUAAUGUAAAGUCUGUUCAGAGGGUGUUGUGAAGUCGGUUAUGGGGUGUGUGUUAUGAGGAGUUCAGGAUCCGAGUGGCCUGGGGGAAGAAGCUCCUUUUCAGCCUCUCAGUCCUGGCUCUGAUGGAGCGAAGCCUCUUACCCGAGGACAGCCACUCAAACAGUCUGUGGUUCGGAUGGAGAGUGUUUGAUAAUCCGUCUUGCCCUGGACCUGCACCGCUGGGUGUAGAUGUCCUUGGAGGCCGGGCAGUGCUGUCCGGGUGAUGCGUUCAGCACAACGGAUGACUCGAUGCAGCCUUUCUGUCCUGAGAGCUGCAACUGCUGUACCAGGCAGUGAUGCUCGCAGAAAGCACAGACCCCACUGUGGCGGUGUAGAAAGUUUGCCAAUUUGAAUUGACAAAUGUGCAAAAAAAACAAAUUCCAUUUACAUGCAUUUGUUUUUAGAUUAAUAUGACUAAAUCUUUUUGGUUUACGAACUUUCACCAGAUAAGCAGUGGUGGAUAACGGAGCAGUUUUUUUUGGAACACAUGCAUGAGUGUCCCACGUGCUUGUUUUUUCUGAUCCUCACCUGUCGCCGCCACGCUCCGACGAUGCAAAGCCACUUUUUUCUUUGCCUCCACCUUUAGAUCAGACCACUUCUUCUUGAUUUCGGCACAGUGUUGUUUUCGUCAACGUCAUCGUCAACGAAAACAAAACUCCACGUGUUUGUGCGCACGCGUGUGUGUCUGCGUGUUGGAGGAGCACAGCAAUUACCGCCACGGCAACGGCGUGCCAUUCAGUGGCUUUUCUUUUAUUGGUGAUGCCACUCGAAUGGCCGCCGAAUAAGGUCUCCCGUCUCGCCGCCACCUGAAUUACAAGAACCUCCACCUCGGUCUCUGAAAAGUUUCUUUUUCCACGACUUGCUGAUGCCAUGGUUAAGCGUGAAAUGCCGUGGAUCCAUCAGGCUUAUUUAUAUGCAAAUCACAUUCAUGAGGCAAUUUGCAUGACCAUACAUGGUGAAUUUUGGGUGUGGAGAGGGCGAGGCAUGAAUCAAAUCCCUGCUGCGCAACUUUCCGGCUGGUCUGUGAUUUAUAAAGGGAAAGUGCGUGCAGGUGUGCGUAAGCAGGGUUUUAUAAAUCAGAUUUUUUUUUUGCCUACGCACUUUUCAUCUUUUCAACUUACGUACACUUUUAGUAUGGAUCCUACGCCAGGUUUUAUAAAUGAGGCCCCUGGUCAGGAAUUUCAAAAGAAAAACAGAACGUGGGGGUGCAGUACCUGACUUGAUGCUGAGGGCAGUCAGGCAGGUGACCCUAGCUAAUAAAUCAAUCUGGAGUACAAUAAAGGACUUUAAUUUCAACCCAACUCAACUCAACUUUAUUUGUAGAGCACUUUAAAACAACCACAGCUGAACAAAGUGCUGUACAUAACUAGACAAAACAACAAGAUAAAAAACAAUCAAGAAACAAUUAAAACAAUGGAUAAAAUAAAAGCAGAAUUAAAAGUAAAUUAUAGCUUCAAUGUUUUUAAAAACUAAUUUAAAAACAAAGAAACAAAUAACUAAAAACAAACCAUAGAACACUAAAACAGAAGCCGAGUCUCAUGCAGGGAUAAAAGCCAAUGAAUAAAAAGGGGUUUUAAGACGAGUUUUAAAAAUAGACAGUGUGGGGGAUUGUCUAAUUUGGAGGGGUAGCUCGUUCCAUAAAAUUGGGGCAGCAACAGAAAAAGAUCUAUCCCCUCUGAGCUUCCGUUUGGACCUCGGUACCUCCAGGAGCAGCUGAUCAGCUGACCUGAGGCACCGAGCAGGGGUGUAGGGGUGGAGAAGCUCAGAGAGGUAUGAUGGAGCCAGACCAUUUAAAGAUUUAAAAACAAAUAAAAGAAUCUUAAAAUGAACUCUAAAAUGCACGGGUAACCACUAUACCUUGGCUCGGUACUGCAAAACAUUCACCCCAGCCGAAAUACAGAGUCAGACAGCUCUCCAAACUCCAGUGCAUGUAGCAUAAUAUUUUAUGUAAACGUUUGCUUAAUGGGUUUUUCUAGCUCAAUGAUAAACAUUUUCUUUGCCUGACUUUGAUGUUCACUUUUAUGUAAAAAAAUGAAAACAACAAUAAUUUUGUCCUUGUUUUAUUAGCUGCAAAAUCCACUGUGACAUCUUACCCUAUAUAGUAAGACAACUUGCCCAAUGGUGGGGCAACAUGUCACAUGUUCACACUCCCUAUUUAAUUACUCAGAAUUCUGCACUGACACAAGAUAUAAAAAAAAACAUGAAUACAAAAUAUAUACCUGAGACUUUGGUCUUUCAUCUGGUUCACACUUUGUUUAUAUAUGAUUUAUUGAUUUCAAGAAAUAUUUGAGUGUAAAAAGUGUGACAACAAGCCCUGGUCUCCCCUAUAAUAUGACUGUAACUAAAAUGUCCAUGUAGAUUCUCAUUCAUCCAGGUCAUGGUUAUCUUGAAGACUUAAAAACAGGCAACAGUCUACACAGUCCAGUUGCCUGUUUUUAAGUCUUCAAGAUGACUGUAACUAAACAUAACUAUAGUCCAUGAGACAAGCUGAGAGUAAAUUAUGGCCAAUCCUCAGUGCUGUCAGAGGCUGCAGUCUCUUCUUGGUGGUGUUUGAGUUGCUAAUAGUAAAAGUUCUGAACAAAGCGAAGAGUGAGUUCAGGAACAAAGAACUCUGCAGGGAAACCCAAAAAGCCCCUUCACCUCCUGUAAAUUUACCUUGAUGAGUCAGAUUCAAAGUCACCUUUUUGUACAGGUGACUGUAAGUACACACCUGCGGUUGCCAUGGCGAUCCCGGUGCAGGUGCCUUUCUGUCUAUGUCAUCAAACAACAAACCAAACUUCCCAAUCCAACAAUUUAUGUGCUUUAAAAUGUGGCAGCAUAUAUUAUGACAAACAAUACAUGCUGGGCUCUGCCAGCUGGUGUAAUGAUGUGCUAAUGUGUGGACUCGUUAACUUGUGCACACAGUUUAUGGUGGCCUUUUAUGACAGAAUUAAUUGAUUCACACAUGCAUGAAAGCAAAAAAACUGGGAUGAAAAUGCAGUUGGAUGCUGGCCUCUAAUCUGUCAUAAACAGUCCUGCUGCUGGAGCGCACAGACAUAAUUCUUGCAAACGAUGGGUCAUAUAUACGCAAUAAACAACACGGAGUGGACUGCACCGACAGCUGAGCUGAUGUCCUCACAGAGUAGGAGACUGGGGACCAAACCAGUGUCUGUAACAUACCAUACUGUCAAAGUCUGAGACUUUAUUCUAAAAACAGACAUUCUCUGGCUGUGUCUCAUUUCAGAGACCGCAUCGUGAUAAGCGCGCUUAACGGCGCUUAGCUGAGUGCACUGCCGCUUUGAGCCGUUUUACGCCGUUUUGCGCCGUUCUGUGCCCUUCCUGUGUCCCAUUUCAGAUACAGCAGCCAUCGAACGGCGCAUCUGACGCGUACGUGAGGUCACCACGCGGCACGAACGGUGUCCUGUUUGGCACAAAAUACUAAGCGCGCUUCAAAUUCGGUCUCAAAACCACACUACCCCCGCCUCGUUUUCAAGCGUGCAUGUAUGCACGCUUUCGUGCCGUCGGUAUCCCAGAAUUCUUUGCGUGCCGCUGCACAGCUGUGCAUUUCAGGUGAGAGGCUGGACUCGCUUGGAGACACAGCGCGUCUUCAAAGAAAAUACAAGCAAUCCAAAACCAUCAGACAGUCAGCUCAGGCUGUAUGAGAGCAUGAUCUCUGAACUCACUAAAAUCUGUAAACCAAACAUUAUAGAUUUAGAGACGAACUGAUCCGCUGUGUUACAACUAUCAAAAACAUUAGAAAUGAGAAAGCUGACAAAACUACGGCAGAGUAUCAGGACAACAUUGAGGUUUUUUUUUCUUUUAAGAUUUAGAGAUUAAAGUUGUAAAUUUAGGAGAAUAAAGUCAUAAAGUAAAUAAAGUCAUAAAGCUGCUUUUGCGGAGGGGGAAAUGACUGAAGCUGGUCAUCUGCAGGGUUAUCUGUGGAUGUAUCAGCGGGUCAUUAAGAGAGAUUUUGUGGUUUCUGAAGAAACAAUCAAACUGAUGAUAAUCAACAUUUGUGAUCCAGAGGGAGUCGAGCUCCGACGAGCACCACGUCUCUGACACCGGCCGUAGCCUACACCUGCAGAGACACCAACACCUUAUUACGGCAUAUGGAUUCAUAUCAUAAACUAAAGCUCAAUGUCAUUCACGGAUAUUUACGGCUGCAUUGACAGAUAUAUCCUCAGCAUAUUCAUUUCUGCCUCCACAAAAGCAGCGAUUUCCUUCAAGUACACCAAUAUUUUUCCCCCGUGGAAAAGACGUAUUUCUCAUAUAUUCUUUUUAAAGUCUUUAUACUUAUGACAAUGUGAUGCUGAUGUGCCAGAGGAUGAAGAAUCUCCUUGUUUGUGAAACCUAUACUGAAGCACAGUUCCUUCAAAUGCUUCAUGGCCCUAAUUUUAACAAGUCUCUCUGAAAUAACAGGUUAUGACUUCAUUCUCAUAAAUUAAUGACUUUAUUCUCGUAAAUUCACGACUUAAAUCUCGAAGUCCUUAAAGUCUUAAAUCUCAAUAUGGCCCUCAUACUCCUUCUUACAAAACAAUCAUUGGAUGAAUUGUGCUUGUAUGUAUCUACUAUUUUGUGUCUGUGCAAGGUCGCACAAUUAAAACAAUAAAUGCUGCGCUCCGCGGGUUUCCUUUAAGUCAGUCGUGACGCGAGCCUGAGGGCGGGGACAUUUGGCAACUCCACCAGGAAGUCCUCCGAAGGUCUCCAAAUGUCCCCGCCCUCAGGCUUACGUCACGACUGAUUAGAAAAAAAGCUGCGGAGCGCAGCAUGUAUUGUUUUAAUUGUGCGACCUUGCACAGACACAAAAUAGUAGAUACAUACAAGCCCAGAUCAUUCCCACAAAAUUAAUCCAAUGAUUGUUUUGUAUGAAGGAGUAUGAGGGCCCUAUUGAGAAGGAGGGUAGGAGAUACUUCAUCCUCUGGCACAUCAGCAUCACAUUGUCAUAAGUAUAAAGACUUUAAAAAAAGAAUAUAUGAGAAAUACGUCUUUUCCACGGGGAAAAAAACUGGUGUACUUGAAGGAAAUCGCUGCUUUUGUGGAGGCAGAAAUGAAUAUGCUGAGGAUAUAUCUGUCAAUGCAGCCGUAAAUAUCCGUGAAUGACAUUGAGCUUUAAUUUAUGAUAUGAAUCCAUAUGCCAUAAUAAGGUGUUGGUGUCUCUGCAGGUGUAGGCUACGGCCGGUGUCAGAGACGUGGUGCUCGUCGGAGCUCGACUCCCUCUGGAUCACAAAUGUUGAUCAUCAUCAGUUUGAUUGUUUCUUCAGAAACCACAAAAUCUCUCUGAAUGACCCGCUGAUAUAUCCACAGAUAACCCUGCAGAUGACCAGCUUCAGUCAUUUCCCCCUCCACAAAAGCAGCUUUUUGACUUUAUUUACUUUAUGACUUUAUUCUCCUAAAUUUACAACUUUAAUCUCUAAAUCUUAAAAGAAAAAAACCUCAAUGUUGUCCUGAUACUCUGCUGUAGUUUUGUCAGCUUUCUUAUUUCUAAUGUUUUUGAUUGUUGAAGCAGAGCGGAUCAGUUCGUCUCUAAAUCUAUAAUGUUUGGUUUACAGAUUUUAGUGAGUUCAGAGAUCAUGCUCUCAUACAGCCUGAGCUGACUGUCUGCUGUUUUUGGAUUGCUUGUAAUUUCUUUGAAGACGCGCUGCGUCUCCAAGCGAGUCCAGCCUCUCACCUGAAAUGCGCAGCUGUGCAGCGGCACGCAAAGGAUUCUGGGAUACCGACGGCACGAAAGCGUGGCUAAAUGCACGGAUGAAAACAUGCUAAGCGCGCUUAGCAUUUUUUAGCAUCUCGUGCCAAACGGGACACCGUUCGCACCGUCGUGACGUCAUGCACACUUCAAAUGCACCGUUCGACGGUGCAGAAGGGCACUUAGGUCAAUGCGGUCUCUGAAAUGAGACACAGCCUCUGUUUGUCUUAAAUGAGUGUGAGGUCUUUACAACUAAAUCUUCAACUGAAGAAACCACGCAGAAAUAACCAUCAUGUAGGAGAGAGAUACUUUUACCUCAGUACUAAUUUCUGUCCAUGGCAAAAAUAAAUGUGCUGUCUGAUGACAUAGUGCAAAAAACUUGUGACUGUAAACUUAAACCCAGCUGAGUGUUGGAGUCUCUCUUAAUCAAGGUUAAAGUUAGGCAGGAAACUGUAGCUGAUUCUAUGUGCCGACUCUCUCUGCAGGUUCUUAAUAAAGGGGCCAAGCUGUCCCACUUCCACUGUGACUCAUACAGUCCCACUUCAAAAAUACUGAAACUGUCUGUGUGCCAUUGCUUUAGCUGACAUUUUUAUUUUUACUGUACUUGUUGCUGAUGUUGAGCUGUGUGAGUCUGAGUGUGUUUGUUUUUUUGGUUUUUGAAACUGCUUUGCUGCCAUUCUUGGCCAAGCCCCCCUUGGAAAAGAGAUAUUUGAUCUCAACGGGACUAGCCUGGUUAAAUAAAGGUUAAAUAAAUUAAAGUCCCUUUAAUUUCUGCAUGAUUGUUGGUUACGCUGGUUGGUGGAGAGAUGUACGCUGAAGAAGGUGAAGACUAUUCUAAAGAACAUGGAUCACCCACUUCAUAACAACUUGAUGGCCCAAAGGGCCUAUGGUGGUGGAUGGCUCCUCUCUCUUCCCUGCAAGACAGAAAGAUUCAGAAGACCUUUCGUACCCACAGCCAUCAGACUUUACAACUCUUCUGUAAAUUGCAGAUGACUUUUUGAGACAUGACAACUGAGACUACAGACAAUUAAAUUUCCCUAAAUAAAGUUCUUCUUAUUCUUAUUUUGAAACACCGCCUCCUGUCUGAACGUGUCCAUUCCCGGUUUUUGAGAAAGCUUUUGAACUUGACUGGAAAAUCCUGAAGCAGAGGUAAAUGUCUGAAUUUAGUGUCUCUGGAAGAUGCUGAGGUGUGUUUCUUCAAACGUUGGUCUUACAGAAAGAAGAGCUAUUAUUUCACGUACAGCAUUAUGUCUGCAGUCUCAGUCCAGGAACCAGAUCAGUUCAGAUCUGGUUUUCUUGGAACAGAUCAUACAGCUCCUCUCAGGAAAAGAGGGAUUUUCCUGCAGCAUAUGUGAUGGUGAAUGUCUGACAUUUAAUCAGAGAAAGACCUCAGGCUCAGGCUCCAGCCCCAGAUGACUCUCAUCCAUUACAACAAUCUAAGCCAUAUGUUAAAGAAUUUCCCUGAAUCUGGGGAUGAAAUAAAGAAAGGAUUUAGCUGGCUUUCUCUUCAGCAAGGGCCACCAAAGCGGUCCAGAGUUCCAUUUGGAGGAAAUGAUUUUGAUCUCUCAGGAUGGACUUAAUGGUAAUUGUGGACAAGCUGUGCUCUGCUUCAAAACCAUAAUUAAUUUCUUAAUCCCACUGACAUUGUUAUGAACCAUGCAAUUACUUAACCCAGAGUCAAUAAUCCAUCUCCUCAGGCUGCACAGAUUCUGACAGUUGACAGAGAUGGAUGCUCCAUCAGUGGAUUAUAUGGAGGUCUACAGCUCUAUGUCUCAGUAAAUCUCAUGGAGUCUCUGCAGGAGGUCUGAGCUGUUCAGGGAGACCCCUGGACACUAUUUAGACAGAGAGGAGGUUUCUUUUUCUCAGCUAAAAUCCAAUCAACUUGUCCUCAGUGAACAGACGGACACCCUUCUACAAGCCUGCUGAAAAAAUUCAGUUAGCUAAUGAGUAGAGAAAUAAGAAAACCUCAACAUGGACCAGAAAUACUGAGCAAAAACACAGACAGACACAAGGGGGUUUCUGAGAACCCAAUUCAUCACGACCUGAACCAACACUGAGCUUUCUUUAGUGCAGCUGAACUAGCAGAGGAACACAAUUUCUCCCUCAUGUAGAGUUCACACAGUGAAGUGCACUUAAGUGUACUUCAAGUAUACUGUUUUUAAACUAAUAAUGCUUUCAGUUUACUCCUUAUGCACUUUUCAAAGAUAUACUUGAGAUAAGUUAAUGUUUACUAUAGCUUGUACUAAGAAUUAUACUAAAAGUCUAAAUAUAUUCAACCUGCACUUAUACAAAAACUUUUAAUCAAGAUAUACUUAAGAAUAAGAAUAUAAAUAAGAACUUGUGUCUUUGUGCCUUGGGUGUAAGUGUACUUGGUCAGUGAAUACUUCCAUAUAUCUUUUUAAGAGUAAUCUCUUACAGACUAUUCUCUUAAAAAGAUAAGCAGUGCAAGCCAAGUAUACAAAUAUGUAUGUGCAUAUGUAUGUGCUAUGUAAUAGCAUACUAAAACGUAAUUUUAAUCAUACUUUAGAGUCAGCGCACAGAUACCCGAGUGGAUUAAGAGACACCCUAUGUUGGGGACUAACUACUUUCAAGUCCGCUUCAAGUGUACUUUAAUAAACUGAAUUGGGCCAAUUUAUUCACAAUAAGUUUACUUGUAAGUACACUAGAAGUUUAUUUGUAUCAAUGUACAAAGUAUACUUUGAGAAGACUGACAAAAUGAACUUCAGUAUACUUCAUAAAAUGUACUUGAGGUAAACUUUUUUAUUAAGGGUUGCUCAGCUGCAUUUAGUCAGCUGUAAAUAGGCUGAGUUUUCUCUUAAACAUCCAUUCAUAUGACUUCAUGUUUGCCAUACAAGCAGAGAGAGCAGUUGGGUCUGAUCUGGUUCUUUGCUGCACGUCUUUCUCCUCUCAGAGUUUACUGUCAGACUUACCUGUCAUGUGUAAAAACGUCUCUGAUAUAAAAUGAUUUUGAAUCAUGAAAAUUGCAGCAGAUGGUUAAAGGGAAGGUGAACUUUAGUUCCUGAUCUAAUGUGUCUGCUUUUAUCUUCUUGUUUUAUUGUACUGUUUUUAUCUAUCAAAUGACCUUGAGUUUUCUUAAAGGCACUUAUAUAUAAAAGUUUAUUAUUAUUAUUAUAAUUAUUAUUAUUAGAAUUAGCAUGAUUAUUAUGAUUAACAUCUGUGUGCAUCUAAGCUAUGUGGAGACUCUGAUAAUGCCCCAUUUUGUCCUCUGAGACACUGAGGACCCUAAGCCUCUGUUGCUCCAUGAAGAUUUUAUGUCUGGGCCAAUCUUCAUCGCAAGUAUCACCUCGACGACAGAUGUCAGCGAAAUCAGUGACAGCCGAUCAUGCUGAUCCCCCCCGUAAUCAUGUGCCAUGAUCCUGGUGUAACACGGAGCUGUGGGAAAUAUGUCCGUCAAUACCAUCGCCACAGGCAGACCCCUUCCCUCGACCACCACCUGCCCCCAGCCCCUCCCCACCCUUCCCCCUGCUUCCUCCUCCCUCCAUGAGCUGCCGCUUUCUCUCUUGAUCUCUCCAUUAAGCCUCCUCCCUCCUGGCUGUCGAGACAUUUUUCUGCAACCCCGCUGACCCCCAGAACAAUAAAGCCAACACAGCAGGGCCAGAAACUGCAGUCCCUUCAGUGUCCACUAUGUGUAAUACAUGUCUGCACAAGACAAUCAACAGUUCGAUACAAGUGAUAUUUACUUACUCUGGUUCAUCAGACAGUAUUUUUUUUUUACCAAUUUUAAUUAAAACACAAAACCAAGUUAUCCAGACUGUUGUUUUGUCUAGUAGAAAAGGGUCUACACUGAGCGCUCUUACUUUUAUCUAUCUUAUUAAUAGCAGAUUAUUUCAUGUAGGUGCGGAGCAGUUUUACCGUGAAGAAUAUAACAUUAUAAUUUACACUCUGGCUUUGUAGAACUAUUGUUGACAUCAUAAUUGCUUUAGAAACAGUCACAGCUGAAGUCUCAGAACCUGCAUUUCCUCUCCUGUCCUCUAGAGCUGUCUUCUGCAGGGGGUCAGUCCCAAUAAAAAACUGUGUGUUUUUGUGUGUUUCUCUGCGUGUAGUGGUGUAAAGGGUGUGUUUUUGUGUGUGUGGUGUAGUCAGUGUGUUUCUGAGUGUGUGUAGCAGUGUUGUCAGUGUGUUUCUGAGUGUGUGUAGCAGUGUUGUCAAUGUGUUUCUGAGUGUGUAGUGGUGUUGUUAGUGUGUUUCUGUGUGUGUGGUAGUGUUGUCGGUGUGCUUUUGAGUGUGUGGCAGUGUUUUCAGUGUGAUUCUGUAUGUGUGGUCAUGUUGUUGGUGUGUUCCUGAGUGUGUGGCAGUGUUGUCAGUGUGAUUUUGUGUAUGUAGCUGUAUUGUUGGUGUGUUUCUGUGUAAAUGGCAGUGUUGUUGUUGUGUUUCUGAGUAUAUAACUGUAGUGUUGGUAUGUUUCUGUGUGUUUGAUGGCAGUGAUAGUGUAUAUCUGUGUGUUGCUGUGUUAUCAGUGUGUUUUUGCUUACCUUGUGUUUGUGGUCAAGUCAUGCAUGUCAUAAUGCUCAGAGAGGGCUGGACAGCUGCUGCCCCUGACCAGCCCUUCCUCCCUUUGGCCACAGUAACAGCUCAGUGUGUGUAAACACACACACACACACACUGGGCCUCCUGAAUACAGAAUGUGGCAUAUGCUCAGCUCGGGCAGCAGCAUCAAACAUUCUUGCAGAGCUCAGCUCUAAGUGGCUCCUCUACAUGAUGACCCUGGCAGGCACAAGGUUUCCAAACAAUUUCAGGUUUUCGUGUUGAAACCUACAUGAAACUAAAAACAGAGGAGGUCUGCAUAUUCGCACACGCUGCAGGCAGGCAGGCAGGCGGGCUGGGCUGCUGCUGUUCGCUCCAAUGAAACCUUGACAAAGGUCACAAACAACAUUGAGAAUGGGGUCAUUAAGAGAGCUCCAUCAUAAAAAGGAGACUCAGCUCUGAUGAGGACUGCCGAGCAGCUAGCUUCAUCAUGUGUAGCGGCUCAGACAUAUGCUCCCACCAUAAUAAAAAAGCAGCAUUAUAGAUGGCGGCAGAGUGGGUUCUUUCCACGUAUGCAGUGGGUGCUCCUCUUUGCAGAAACUUUUUUAAUAAAGGUAUUUAAUGCUGCAGUCAUGAUGGUGUUUCUUGCAUAAUAUAAUUUAUAGAGGUUAGAGGUCCAUAAAAGGAGACACAGUAAAAUAUUUCUAUUAUGUGGGGAAUGUCGAAGCCUAAUAAAGUCCUGAGGUUUAUGGCUCCUAGGCUGUUGUUGUUCUCAGCUCUUUCUGAGUCUUUUCAAAUUCUCUGAAAGUCUUAAUGUGAGUGUUAUAAACAGGAAAUCUAGCGAGUCUUUUAAAAAGUGACUCUAAGGGCUUGACUUCUGACUGCAUAUAAAACAGACUUAGGAGAGAUCAGACUUGUCCUUUUACCACCCGCUCUCCUCUCCUACUUUAUGAAGGAGUGAUCCGUCUUUCUUUAACUGAGCUGUAAAGGUUACACAGUCAUUUAAGCAGCAGUUCACACAGAUUGAUGUUUAUGUUGUUACAGCAGCCAAUGAAACAAGCUGCUCUUCACUCUCGCCCAACAUAAAGCAGAACGAGCUGCAAACAGCCCAGACUUACAGCUGCUGGGGGGAGUCAGAGCUGAGGAGAGGAAGAUGGCUCUUAUUACUGUCUGAACAGAGGUUUCCAUGUGUUAUAACUACAGCAGGCUGUUUAUACUGAAACAGGCAGUGUCCAGAUAAUCAAAACCCUAAAAAACCUCUGUGCUUCAUCAGCUUUCUAUUCACUGACACUCUGAAAACCUUAGUGAACCAAGCAGACCACUUUCUGGACGAGUCAAGACUGCAGGCAGGCCAGUUUAUCAGCGGGACUCUUCUACUAUUGUUUAUUGUUUGUUGAUUUGCCAUUAUAAAGAACACACAUUCAUAAACAUUUCUUCAUGACUGAAUUGGCAGAAGCAAAAGCUUAUAUGCCAAAAAAAAUCUAAACAGUUAUAAUAUUCAACCCAAAAAAUUUCACUAAACACAAAUAGAGUCAGAGUUUAACAUUCAACAAUUCCUCAGGAGGCUCAAUCAUAGCUUUCAAAGAUGUUUUUGCAGAUUUUGAAAUUAUUCAGCGACAGGCUCAUUUUUCUCUUCGUCUUCUGUGUCGUUCCAGAACUUCAAGGUGGGGUAGGCAGGAUUCCAUUAAAGAAGUAUCUUUUGUUGUGGUGUGUAUACAAAAAGACUUUUUAUAUCAGUCAAUAGCUAUUAGUUAUUGAUGACAUUUGGUAAUAUAAUGAUAUCGCUGUAUUUUGUUAUGUUUGUGUGGUAAACAUUUUAAAAUUUUUUACUGUAAACACAGCCAUUCUCCGCCUCCCCCAACCUGAUUGGUUGUGAGGCGGAUGCUGCUCCUUAGUGGUGAUUGGUUGUGAGGCAGACACUGCUCCCCUGUGUCGUUCAGGAGCCCAAACAAAGUUAGCAUGCUACAAUAUUGGACAGUAGAAACCAACCAGAAGGUAUGGAAAAUUGUCUGAAUUCUCCUUUGGCCACGACUGCCAACACAAGCAAGAAAAUGAAGUAAAUACGGGAGACUCUGGUAGAAUAACGGGGGCUUAAAAAGGAGGUAGACCAGACAAGAACAAAGAAACCGGGUCAACGUCAACAUAAACGAUGGGGGAGGCUUUGGGAUUUUACGACCCCUGUAACCUUUCUGCUGGACAGGGGAACCACUUUAACAAAGUAAGCCAAGUGUCUGUAACAGAAGUGUUUCUUGUGAAACGGGACCUGCUGCGUGUUGUAGCACCACUAAACUGUUGACCUUUGGUCCUGGAGUAUGCCACUUUAUCCUGGGUGUAGAAGUUAUGCAAACAUUGUUUUUGCUGGUAGUCUGUUGGCAUCUAAAGAAGCACAAAUUCUUUUUAUGUUCACAUUGACUGGGCCCCAUUUGUAAAGAUCUGAAAGAUUUAUCUGCAUUAUUACCUCCGCCAAGGAGGUUAUGUUUUUGGUAGCGUUGGUUUGUUUGUUUGUUUGUCUGUUAGCAACUUUAAGGAGAAAGUAACAGACGGAUUGACCUGAAAUUUUCACCAGAGGUGUGUCUCAGCCCCAGGAGGAUCCCAUUAAAUUUUGGUGGUGAUCUGGACAAAAUUCUGGAUACUGUGAUCCAGAACACACAAAAAUAAGGGUGUUGUUGGAAUUUUCAAUGCUGAAAGAUAACCAAUGGGCGGCACAGUGGUGUAAAUAGGUGGCGCAGUGGUGUAAUGGUUAACACUGUUGUCUCACAACCAGAAGGUCCUGGGUUCGGAACCUGGUCAGGGUAUCUCUUGUUUUAGGAACAAUAUGAACAGUGAACACACCAGUUUAAACACAAACAUUAAUAAAAGACACGUAACAGUAAAACUUUUGGUGUGAAUCAGAAUAUAAGGGGGGACAUGAGCUGCUUGGCAGAGGUCUGCGCUCUCCGAGUGCUUUUCUAGUAUCUAAAUUUAAUUGAAACAAUGCGAGCAAGCAGGAGCGUCUGUUUGUGGGUGGGGCUUGUUGGAGCAGAGAUGGAGGGAAGAGGAGGAGCUGAGGGGAAAAUUGGUUAGGAGGGGUAGUGUGUACAUUCAAGAUUACUCCCAAAAAAAGGCACUUCGUCAGAUCCUACCUAUUCCACUCCCAAAGCUCUUUUUUCGUGUCCACUGCGGACGCGGCGGAGGGUGGCGGACCCCGCGCAGUGGUAUUUACGUCCGGCGUACAGCCAGUUUGGUAUUUUCGUAGACUGAGGCGCCCUGAGGUCCGCCAAGCUGGGGGUAGUGGCGUGGCAGGGGGAGGUGUUGACAGAAUCAGCUGGCGCAGUGACAUUUUUGUGCUCGCCGCCGGCGUGUAAAGUAUGCUGAAAGCUCGCCGACUCAAACCUGGUCAGCUUUCAGCACAGGCAGAGCUUUCAGCUGGUGUAGUGGUAUUUUGGUUGACCGGCGGCAUAUCGGCAUACGUCACCGAUGCCUCAUCAGCAGGUUGGUUCCACAGUGUCAGGCACAUUUCAGUGCAAUAAAUAAUCAACAACUAAGAAUCUGAGUCAGCACAUACAUUUAGAUCUAUAUAUAUUCUGAUCUAUAUCUGAUCUGAUGAGAACGUUUGGCACGCGUUUAGACACACAACCUGACCGCUGAAACCGCAUUCAAUUAAAUAUCUAGUAAAUAGACACACUCAUUUCCCUCCUUUUCUAUCUUCCUCUUCCUCUUAUUUCUCGCCCAGCUCGACCUGGACAUGUCUCUAUGUCCUCUCCCUGUCCUGCUGCAGCUGGGGCGGCUGAACAGAUGAUUAGUUCAGUGAUCAGAUGAGUUUUUUACUUUAAGCCUACAUACGAAUAUUAUAAUAUUCAGUUCUGUGAGCCAAAUUUAUUUUAUAUGCCAACAUCUAUGAAAGAAAGAGCCAGGCCAUGGCGCGCAAUGCAUCUUUUACGCACAGAUGGUUCCAAUUUUAAUGCCAUUAUUGGAAUUUAUGUUGUGAUCUGUGCGCACAACCCACCUUUAUCAUGUGAGGUUUGAAUAUGUGCAACUUUAUGUGAGUGUCUUUAUUUGUGGAAAAGGAUGUUUGUCUUACUAGUGGUUCCAACAUUACACACACCAAAUCCAUCUGUACUUAUAUGAGACAGUGUGAAGGACGUCCUCUGCAUUGCUUACAGCGACAAUUGUUGAGGGGCUGCCUUCUGUUGCUAUCGUGUGGCAUUGCUGUCUUCAGACAUCUCUUGAUCUCUUUGACUACUUCACGAAAAUUGUAAUACGCCUUGCCGGUGGCGGAUUUGAAGGCGAGGAGAGGGGGUGAUGUUAUUGGACAAUACAGGUCUCGGCUGUGUUAAACCCACUCCACGCCCUCUCUCCUCCCUCGCUACGACUUACGCCGCUGGGAGGAGCUGAGAUAGGGAGGGGGGAUACUUAGGCUGGGCUGCGCCGCUCACCAAAUACCAAAUUGUGCUUGGGAACACCUUGUCGGUGCAGCGGACCUGACUCAUGCCGCGCCUGUGCCACGUCUCCGGUGAAGCACGAAAAUAGAGCCCCAAGGGUUGACAUGCAUUUUGCUUUGACUGCUUUUUUAAGUUUUGGGAACAAAAUUUUACAGGUAUCUCUUAACUCAUCUUUAAACAUUAGAGGUGUGGUGAGACGCCUCCACUUCCUGCUUUAUUUUGGUUUAACUUCCUGUUUUCCUUGCUACCCUGGUCUGGCUUGACUGCUUCCAAAACACGCUCCCUCUCCCUGGUUGCUGAGGCUGAGCGAGACUCCACACCUGCGCUGCAUCUACAAUCAAGGCCCUUUAAGAAGCCAGCAGCCCUCAGUUUCAGCGCCUGAGUAUUGUCUUCGCUCCUGAGCGGUAGAGACGCCUCUCCUGGCCCAUAUAUACAACAUCUGGUAUAAUUCAGAUGUUGUUUCCAUGUCAGUUUGAAGUCGAUUACAACUCCUAAAAAUUUGGUCUCAAACACUCUUUCUAUUUCUGUAUCACUGACUUUUCUUUGUUUCCAAAAAAACAUGAACUUUAUAUAUAUAUAUAUUUUUUGUAUUCAAGAGACAGGAAAAAAAAAAAUGAUGCUCUUGAACCGAGAGGUUGCUGCAAGUCUGUUCUCUGCAUUAUCUGUAAUUUUUGCUAGAUUUUUUUUCAUAUUUUUGUUGUCAUUUUGUUAGCUGCUGAUGGAUACUUCCGCUGGGUGAAGAGUUUACUCAAGAGAAGAGCUCCUUUCAUUGAGGAAAAGCAAAUCUGGACAACAACAUACAAUUCCAGAAGACAUCAGGAGGUGUUAUCGUGCUAUCAUGCUUGCUGUGCUGGUGCAAAGGUGAAGGCAAAGCUAAAUGCUAGGAGGUGGUGAUAUAAACCCUUUCUUCUAUCAGUCAUCAUGGGAAACGUCAACUCUCUGCCCGGUUCGUAAAUACAUCAAUGAUGCGAUUAUAAUCCAUUGCUUAAUGGAUAAAGCCUUGGCCUGGUAUGAAAGUCGAAAUCAGAAGAUGGACACCUCGAGCCAGUGAAGCUCUGAGGGACUGUUUUAAAUCAACAGACUGGAUUGUGCUGUUGGAAACAGAUGUGGAUAGUAUGAACAUUGAUAAACAGGUUGACUGCUUUACUGAUUAUGACAACUUCUGUGGAGACACAGCCAUACCCACAAAAACUGUUCGCUGUUUCCCCAACAACAAACCCUGGAUCACAAGAGACAUAAAAGCAAUCCUUAACCAGAAAAAGAAAGCUCUUAAAGAUGGUGACAAAGAACGACUCAAACAAGUGCAACAAGAGUUGAAGAGGAGACUGAAGAUAGCAAAGCUGGAGUACACAAAGAAGAUAGAGAAGAAUCUACAACACGGCAACAUCCAUGAAGUGUGGAGAGGAAUCAGUACCAUCUCUGGACACAGCAAUAAAAAGAAAAGACAGCCAGUGGUGGGUGAUGUGGAAAGAGCUGAUGAACUCAACCGGUUCUUCAACAGAUUUGACACUGCUGUCACACCCACUUUCACUGCUACCCCACCUUCCUCUCUGCAACAAAUCUCCAUUACAACUUCUCCCCAUUCCUCCUCCAUCUUGGUAAUAUGUCUCAACCACUUCAACUGCCUCCCUCGUAGAACACCAGUCCUUGUCUGUCACCAAAACAGGGGUGAGGAUGGAGCUUGGAAGACUUUGUCCUGGGAAGGCAGCUGGUCCAGGUGGUGUGUGUCCAAGGCUGCUUAAAGACUGUGCUGCAGAACUAUGUCAACCUCUCCACAGGAUCUUCAACCUGAGUCUACAGCUGGGGCAGCUCUAUGGAAAACAUCCUGCAUUGUGCCAGUACCAAAAAAAAAAUGUCCUGCUGAACUCAAUGACUACAGACCAGUGGCCCUCACUUCACAAAACAGGAAAACCCUGACAGGAAGGCCACAGUUUGUCAGGCUGGGACACUGUGUUUCUGGGACAUUAAUGAGCAGUACAGGGGCUCCACAAGGGACAGUGCUGGCGCCAUUCCUGUUCACACUGUAUACAUCAGACUUCAAAUACAGCACUGAGUCCUGCCACAUCCAGAAAUACUCAGAUGACAUUGCUAUUGUGGCAUGUAUCAGAAAUGGAUAAGAAGCUGAAUAAAGAGAUCUGAUAAGAGCCUUCAGUGACUGGAGUCACAAAAUCUGCCUCCUUCUCAACACCUCAAAGACAAAGGAGAUGGUCAUAGACUUCCGUAGAUCCAAACCCCCUCUUCAGCCAGUUAACAACUAUGGAGUGGACAUCGAAGUGGUGACAUCAUAUAAAUACCUUGGUUUCAUACACUUCAUCUACAGAAAGGGGCAGAGCCGCCUCUUUUGCCUGAGAAGACUCCAAUCAAUCGACAUCUGUAGUAAGAUGCUGCAGGACCUCUCUGGGAGGAGCGCUCCGGGACCUCUUUGAUUGGAUCUGGGACCUAUUUCAGCCGCUCCGGCACCUGUUUGAUCUGCUCCGGGACCUUCCCUGUCAAUGAAUAAACUGUGUUUUUAUGUAUGUUUUCUCUGUGUUUUAUUACUCUCUGAAGUGACGCCUGUUGGCCUAUUUUUUAUGCAUUUUACUCAGAAAUUAUGUAAAACGGGGAAAAAGUGAUUUAUGCCGUCACGUGUCACAACGCAAUGUGCAUUGGGAUGGUUUUGUUUUGGCACCGGCACUGCUUGCAAAUAGGUAAACAACAUGGUGUGCCAAAUGUUGCUGCAAAUGUUAUACUAGGUAGGUGUCAAAAUUAAGGUGAAAAAGACAAUAAAAACGCAUUAAAAACCCGAGAAAAAAGCAUAUUUUUACGGCGCACGCUUUUUUCUGGUACUUAAAUUGUGUAUAUUGUAUAUAGUUUUAUUUUCUUCUCCCUUUUUGUAGCGUGUGGUGUAUUUUGAGGACCCAGCAGCAGACACAGAGGCAGAUAGCAAAUUAAGAUGUAAUUUUAAUGUCCAAACUCAGUGGUAAAGUUGGCUGGCUGGCUGUUCUGUGGGCUGGAGACACUGCGGAGAAAACAGAGGAGAUGGAAGUGAGUAGACAUACAAUGAAUUACAGGAAGCAAAGUUACAAGCACUUAUUCAAAAGGAAGGCCAGGAGAUGCGUCUGUACCACUCGGGAGUAAAGACAAUACUCAGAUGAUGAGACUGAGGGCUGCUGGCUUCUUAUAGUGCCUUAAUUGCAGAUUCAGUGCAGGUGUGGAGUCUCACUCAGCCUCAGCAACCGGGGAGGGGGAGGGUGCUCUGGAAAAGAGUGAAGCCAGACCAGGGAAACAAAGAAAAACAGGAAGUCCAACCAAAAUAAAACAAAAGGAGGAGGCGACUCACCACACUUUUUCCUUUUUCUAAAUUUUUUCUUAAUUAGAACAUUUAUUUAAGUUCUUAAUAUACAACCUUUAUUUUUAUAACUGCAUUUUUGCAUUUUGUGAUUCUUCUGUGACAGGGAUUUCAGGGACUCCACUUCUGGAAGAACACUAACAGUCAAGAACUUAGAAAAAUAAUUAAAUGUUUAUUACAGGAUAAAUGAUAGUACAACACAUACAAGCAAUAAAUGAUGAUAAGAUAAUGAGGAUAAAAUAAUAAUAGGUGAAUAAAUAAAGAUUCUGAGUCAGGCUAGGAGCACUAAAGUUAAUGAUAGUGAGUGAAUAUGCGCUAACAUAUUAACCUACACUAACUUUGGUGUCGAGAUAAACUCGGAUGUGGAUUUGGAGGAAUCUAAGAUUACCAGAAUAAGUGGAUAUCUGAGUUAUGAACGCAGGAGACAGCACCAGCCCUCUUUGGAGCUCUGGAGGUUUGCAUACUUAAGUGAGACUGGUCCUUGGAGAAGAUGGAGCAGGUUCCGAAGGUCCGGGGCUACUGGCGGUUCGAGCGGUUCAGCUCAGAAGACGACUGAAGUCAGCCGAAGGAUGAGCCAGGAGUUGCAGCACUCGGGCCCGAAGCAAAGCCAGCGCCUGUGGAUCCUGUGGAUGCUCGUUUGGGUACUUCUUUGGUCUCACUCAAAUAAACUCUGGCACAGAGGAUGACCUGGGCCUGCUGGGUUGCGUUCAGAGGUGACUUUGAAAAUCACGCAGAUAACUCAGAAAAACGAGACUCGAGCAGAGAAAACUUUCAAAAAUGGCUUCGCGAAAUUAAAGAAAAAUCAAUCAAAGGCUUAAUCUUGAAUUGCUAUGCGCACAAAAAGUUGAAGUUUCAAAACUUGAACUAAGACGAUGUUAAAGAAAAAUCAACGUGAAUCAACACGUGGCGUAAAACUUAGUAGACUAAGAAAAUGUUCUAAGCGAAAACAAAGAAACGCACCACAGAAGGGUGUGAGCAGAAGAGAAAAAGGGGAGAAGAAUCAGCAUACAAGAGCAGAAGCAUAAGAGUGAACAAGAGAGUGAGCAACCCCACUUCACUGGUUUUAUCUUCUCACACUGGGAGUGUUUCCGGGGUGUGUGUGUGAGGAGAAAGGAGGGGUCGUGGAAUCUCUGAUUAUUUAAUCUAACUUAUUCUUUUGGCUGGUAAAAGAGUCAGAUCUGAUACUCACUCACUAUGAUUAAUAUCAUUGAAUGCUAGGUUUCAUGAUAAAUAAUUUGAUACUAAACACAUAUGAAUGAAGUGUAGGAUCACAUCAAACAUUCUCAUUAUGUUUUAAGUAUCACAUUGAACAUGCUAAAUUACUCUGAAAUGAAACAGAUAGUAACACAUGGAAACUGUGAACAACAAAAGAGUAAAUACAUGUGAAUGAACUUCAUCAUGAUUAAUAAUGGAUUCUAAAUACUCACAUCCAGAUUAUUCAAUGACAUUAUAACCACCUAAUGGUUAAAAAUACUAAAUAAACAUCUACAAUAUAAACCAAACAUUUCUAAACUAUUUCUGUGUUCAUAGAGUAAGUUAUGAUCCAUAGUCAAUAAAUUUAACUCUUAACAGUUCAUGAAACAGUCUGAAAAGCUGUUGGUCUAAAGAAACUAAAGAAUAAAGGAUUUAUUCUAUCAGAUUGAUAACUCGGCUUCUGAAGCACAUAGAAAAAUGGGAAACAUCUCAUUUUAACACAAAUUUCAUGAUUAGACAGAUUAGUACAUUGCUGAAUGCAUAAGAUGUCAUGAUCAGUCAUUUGUAUUCUUUCACCAAAGGAAUGUAGUCUUUAUCAGUGUAUGGUCGAGCAGGGUUUUACGACCGAGGUCUGGAGGUCAGUGUCCCCCCUUUUCCUGGGGUCCGUAUGUUCCCACACUUUAAGACGCUAAAUCUCAAAUGGGAGAUCUGGGUUGAGGUUAAUGUUUAUUUAGAUGGUCAGCGAUGGAGUCAGUUUGAAAGGUAAUAAAAACUCUGUCUCUGUUCUCCGAAUCGACCAAUCGUGAAGAGUCAGAGGUUUAGUCAACCUCCGGUUGGGUCACUUAUUCAACCUGAAAGUGUAAACGAGUUUGGAAAGAUUUAUAUCCUGUUUCCUGGGACCAGAUAAGGAAACUUUCCUGUGAGGAAUGUGUGAGUUUCACACCCAGGGUUGUCUUGAUUGCUACACGCUGCUGCGCAUGUCUACCCUUCAAGCCGGGAGCGCGGAUACGUCAUUUUGUAACAUUCUGUAGUUUUUUAAUCAUCAUACCUGUCUGCCUCUGAUAGGCUAUUAAAGCAAUCGGAUUCAUGCUUGGAUCUUGCCACAUGCUUUGUGAGUAAAGUAAACAUGACGGAGGCGGUGAGCAGCUUCAUCGGAGAAGCAUCAAGCAGUGUAAACAAUCACUUCAUAUUGAGUGUUUUGGCUCAGACUAUCGAUGUUUUCUGUGAGUGUUGCAUGACUUUGGGUGAGCACAGAGAUUAACCCACUGUCAGCAAAGGCUUCACAAUAAAAAAUAACUAAAAAACAUGUGGCAGGGGAGUUAAAAGGAGAAAAGGAGUCAAAUAGCUAUUGGUUACAAACACAGUAUAUCUGGAUGUUUCACAGGUUUUAUUUGUGAAUAGUUAUUUUUGAAAUUUAGUUCAUGAGUGAGUGAAGAGGAAAAGACAGGAGAUGACCUAUAAUAUUCAAAAGCAGAAGAAGAGGCAUGACAAGACAAGAGGACAGCUCUGAAAUGUAUUUGAAGAAUGAGGAAGACAAAGGAGAGGAAGGAGUGAAGAGAAAGUGAGGGGAAAAAAUGAACAGAAAUGGAAAUCACAAAAACUUUCGGAGAAAGCAAAAGAGGAGAGACAGCAGGUGAAAAAAGGUUGAGAAUAAAAGAUUGAAGAACAGAGCAAUAAAGGACAGCAGAGGUGACAGCCAGGAUCACAGGUAUAGCAGUAAGGAAAUAAGAUGCAUUUUAUUGUACUUUAUUUCACAUCUUUAAUUUGUGACCAGUCUGAAUAACUUUUUUGUUUUACAUUUUCUUCUUUCAGUGGACGUAAGGCAUAUGUUCAUGACAUAAGACAGUGACUUCAACAAGGCUAGUGGUAGACAUUUGCAUCAUUAAAGGGUCUGAAUUUUUAAGUGUUCUCCUCCAUGUCUUUUGUCGGCUUUGAACUGGUGGUAAGUUGAAGCAAAAAAAAAUUGUAGUGCCUUGUAUCAAAAAAUGAAGGAAAAAGUAAAUCGGCAUCUGCACCCUCAGGGUUCAGCCCCUGAUCGCCUAGAAUCCUAAAUCCGCCCCUGGUGGACGGCUCCUCUCUCUUUGCUGCAGGACAGAAAGAUUCAGAAGAUCUUGUGUAUCAACAGCCAUUAGACUUUAUAACUCUUUUUUUAAAUAGUAGAUAACUGUUAGAGACGUAUUUUGUGAGACAACAGAAAAUUGAAUGUCCCUUCAGGGAUUAAUAAAGUUAUUCUUAUUCUUAUUCUAUUUACAUCAAACCACACUUGGAGCUUUUCCAAUUCAGUUUCAGUUUUUUGAGCAAUUUUCUUAAAGCCUUAUCAGAACAAAAAAGAUAUGUGUCAUCUGCAAAAAUUCUGAAUUAUGAACAAUUUUGGUCCAAUAAUUGAUCCUUUUGGUAUUCCACAGGUAAUUGCUUUAAGCUCUGAAAAAUUAUCAUAAAUUUGUUGUCUAUUUUCUAAAUAACUUUUGAUCCAUUAAUGGGCUUUUCCUGUAAUUCCAUACAUUUCAGAUUUUUUUAGUAGAUUAUUGUGAUCUAUGGCGUCGAAAGCUUUUUUAAGUCUAUAUACAUUGCAAUUAAAUAUUCAUUAUCGUCUAUUGCUUUUGCUGCUUCCUCUACCAUUUCCAUGACUCCAUGUGUGGUCGUCCUGUUAACUCGGAAUUCAUACUGAUGUUCACUUAAGAGUUUAUUUUUCAUAUAUUUAUCCAACUGUAUUUAUCCAACAAAUAUGUUGUCUUUGAGAACUGCUUAUCGCCACCUUUAAACAUAAGUAUCACUUUUUCCAAAUUUCAUUUGGAAAAAAUUCUGUCUGAAAAGAUCGGUUGAUAAUAUGAGUCAGAGGUUUUGCAAUCAUUUCUAUAACUUCUAUAACUAUUUCCAUAUCUUGUAAGUUUACAUCAGUUGAUAUUUUGCUUUUAAAUGUUCUAACUACCUUAAUGACAUCCUUUUCACUUUUCCACAUAAAAACAUUGAUUGCACUUGUACAUUUACACUUUCCUUAAACACAUUUUUUUUAUUUCCAGGUACCUCAAUGGUUCCUGCCAGUCCUUGUCCAAUAGUCACAAAAUAACCAUUAAACUCCUCUGCACUAAAUUGAGAUUUUUUUCUUUAGUCAUUGAAUCUUUCACUGUAUUAUUUGGAUAUUUGGUUUCAUGUCUAUCCUGCCUUAAUACUUGAUUGAUUACAUUCCAUGUCCUUCAGAGAUUUCCUUUAUUACACUCAAACUCUCUAUUGUAAUAUUGUUUCUUUUGUGUUCUUACUAGUGAUGCAAGUUUGUUAUUUGAAAUUCUCUCAUUUUCACUUGUUCUGCUUUAAAGAAAUUUCUUGUACAGUAAGCUUUUAUUAUUGCAAGCCCUUUGUAAACCUUUAGUGAUCCAAGGCCUUUUUGUAUUAUUAUUUCCCCUCCUUUCUAUAAGUGGACAGUGUUUAUUGUACAGCUCCUCCCAUUUUAACAAAAAUACACCAUGCGAUUGACCAGGGUCAUCAACAUACACUUCAUCCCAAAUACAAUUCUUCAGCAAGAGACUUAAUGCUUUCAGGUGUUUUUAACAUCUUUAAUUUAAUGGGGGAGCAUGAUACAUCUGCUGCAUACCCUCAAAUCGUUGGACUGUAAAUACAGGUAAAUGGUCAGUGAUAUCAUUAGCAAUCCAGUGGUCUUUUUGUCCAGGUAAAUCCUGAGCAGCCAGCUCCGCCUUUAUGCCCACACAUCAGUUGUCUCUUGUGGUAAAUACCAUCCCACCUUGCGGUAUCUUGCAGUAUCUUCAGUAUCUUGCAGUUCCUCACGGUAUCGCUUUGACCAGUAAUAGUCGAGUGUUUUGGUAACAUCAUGCAGUCACGUGUGUUGGUGCGACCAACUGAGUAUAGUUUGUAGACGCUGCACCUCAGUCAGAGGAGAAGAAGUGGGGAAGUGGCAUGAGCAACAAACUAAAGUAGCCUUCUAUUGUGCCUUUACCUGUGUACUCAACACUGUGAAGAACGUUUUGUGUGGCACUUACCUUGGACAGGCCAGGUCCACAAUAAAUGGCGAGCCAAGGAGCAGGCCUAGGGCCUACAUCACUAUUCAGUCUCAUCUGUCUGAAUUAGGACUGUCCUGCCUUUGGUCAGCCAUUCUGGGUGGGUCCCAUCUCUCAGCAGUUGGUUAAUUUUUGCUGCCAGGCACUCAUUCACAGGCCUGGUGCCCUCCAGUCCUUCAAACCUGAGCCUUUUUUUUUGGAUGCUCCUGCUGCUAUGAUGGUCACAGCAUGUUGUUCAGGGAGAUUGAUGUGGUCUACUCUUAGAUCAGUUAGCCACUGUGCAUCAUUGUUAUGUAAUGCUUCUUUACAUUUGCCUUUACAUUAUUCUUCAGUCUCCAGCCUUGGUGGAUUAGCUCAUGUUAUUACCCUGCUACUAAGAGUACACUUUGGCUGGUUCAGUGGAGAACCGUUGGUUUAUUUGCCUGGCCUCUGUCUCUAUUGUGUACUUCUUCAUUCGGGUGGCCAAGGCUUGGAGUCUUUGUUUAGCAGUUUCCAAGGCCUCAGGUAUGGGCAUCUGUCUGUACCUCUUUUCUGGAGUUCUGACAAUUGGCUGACCUCUCUCUCUCUCUCUCUCUCUCAUUAUAUAUAUAUAUAUAUAUAUAUAUAUAUAUAUAUAUAUAUAUAUGGUGGGCACUGCCCUUAUUCUCCUUGGCAUUCACUUUAUGUUGAAGGGAUCACUGUUGCCAUACUGUACAUCAGCUCAUUGUUCUCAGUGAUGUUUGCAGUGAGAAUCAUUCGUAUCACUGCAUUCACAUUGGCUAGGAUCUGUGGACAUACUUCACUAAUCCUUGCUAGUUGGUAUCGGGGUUGACAGGUGCUCAUCUUAGCUAUGAUCUUAUGAUCUAUCAUAAACUCCCCUAUCUGACCUGGCAUCCUGGCUCCCCCUUGCGGUAGCAUUAACGUGAUGUAUCUCCUCAAUCGCUAGUUGUGAUAGAAGCUGCUGUUUGUGAAUUUUGUAGCACUGAGCUACUAGCUGUUUUGAUAGCAUUGACUGUGGGUUUUGAAGCAACCAUAUAUCCCUCAGCCUGUUCAUGUAACCCCCCUAGCUAGGGUUACUGGAUAAGUAGCAUUCCAACAGAGCCUUAGGCUACAUUCCGACUGCACUGUGCAGUUCCCUGCUACGUGGACUACACAAGGUAUAUAGACAUAGACAGAAUAUGAUGGAGCCAGAACAAGAAUUCAUUUCAGUCAGGAUCACUUAAGUCAAAAUUAAUUAUUUAUUACAAGCAAACGUUUUUACUUUGGUGGUAUGGCUCUGUUCUGAGGGUUCCCUGCCCUUCCAUGUGCUUGCACAGAAUGGCUCUAAGAGGGGAGAGCUCCUCCCUUCCCUUUCAUGUGCAUACAUGAGGAGCCAGGCAGAGAAGCAGUCGCAAAUAAAUUCGAUUAAGAUAAAUAAAUAAAACUCUCCCAAAACACCAUAUCAUGCCACGGCUAUAAGGAGGGGAGAGCUCCUCCCCUCCUUUUCAUGUGCAAACAUGAGAGCCAAGGCAGUAGCAAAAUAAAUACGAUUAAGAUAAAUACAUUAAAAUCCCCCAAAACAACUAUACAAUGCCCGGCUAUAAGAGGGGAGAGCUACUCCCCUCCUUUUCAUGUGCAUGCAUACAUGAAAGCCAAAGCAGCAGCAAAUAAAUAUGAUUAACAUAAAUAAAUCAAAAGCCUCCAGAACACCCAUACCAGGCAACCCUCCCCAGCUUCAUGAGCUACAUGAAAGCACCUACAGGGGAGGGAGAGCAGCAGCAAGAAACUAUGAAGCAACCUACCCACCUCCAAAGCUUGUGUAGUAUAGGGUACCCUCAAACAUGAUCGUGGAACAGGAUUCAUUUCGUCCAUACACAUAUUUAUAAUUGGAAAUAUUCUUAAGAAUACCAUAUAUAUUGGACAGAGUUAUGGCGCAGCAGCAUUUUUCUGGUAAUGGUGGUCUGAGUCCCUGUGAAUGCACUUCAGCAGUGUAAUGAACCAAUGGGACCACUGACCCAUUGCCUUGAGCGUUGAGAAGGGGACAAUAGAGGACGCCGUUGCAGCUGCAUCUAUGUGUAGAGUCGCGCUCGGGUGGGAGCAAGCAGGAUUGGCAGAGCAGGCAAAGGUGAGCAGGAACCAUGAUCUGGAUAUAGGUUUCCCUUCUUCGGUGGCAGAGAGACGCUCUUGCUAGCUGGCCAGUGGCUGGCCUUUCAGGCAGCGGGACAUGGAGGACGAAGGACAAAGUCAGAGCUAGUUCGAGAAAUAAAUAAAUAUGAAUAGAUGGGUUUUCAAGCAGACUGGUGGUGGAUGGUUCAGACAGCGCAGAUGGAACUGAAUAUCCCCUACAAGUCCUUUAAUUUUGCGAGAUUCAAAACAGUGGACUAUUAAUGCACAUACAAUUGAUAUAUUUACAGCACUGGAGCUUCAGAGAAGGUGGUACAAAAGAGGUAAAGUGAGACCAUGCAGAAUUAUAUUAACUUAAAUGCUGAUUUUGCUUAACCAGCUCUCGUAUAGCAGGCUGCAGAGAGGACAUAAGUUUGCAAGACUGCGCUCAGACUAACACAGUCUGAAUGAAUGGGGAACAGGUCAGGCUGGAUGGCGCUGUCUCCGGGCACAACUGGCGGAGUUUUUGAAGAUUGAAUUGGGACAGGAAUCAGUAUUUUGGUUUUCCUAGCCUGGAAUAUGGACUGCUCAAAUAAUGAAAUUUACCCAAGACAGGUAAGGCGCCUCAUAAACCUAUUAUUAAAUGGAACUGAAGAGUGCCCUUGUUAAUGAUUUUAACGGUUGCCUCAUUGUCACGAAAAGAAAAUCUGUUUCCUGGACCAAUGUUUACCCCAUAGGAGGCCAGAUAUGACAACUGGAUACAGGAGGAGAGCAGUUGAAGACAUGUUUUUUGGCAGAGAAGACAGUUCAUUUGGCCAAAUAUCAGCAACCAUUGAUUAUUAAAUUAUUAAAUGGUGCUGUGACUCGAGUAUUUAUGCGUAGCUAUGCCUGAAGGAUUAAUGCUGGUAAUUGAAGGGUGACUUAGCAUAGCGGCCAAAUGUGAAUACUUUCUUAACCUCCUAUCAAUCAACUAUUUCAGGAUCUUUCAUUGCAGAUUAUAAAUUUAUUUUUACACACAAACAACACUUUUGGCAGACAGACCAAACCUGCUAGGAACCCCUAAAUCAAAUAAUUCACAAACAGCAGUUGGGAUGCUUUGCCAGUGCCUUCCCCAGCUCAGGGAUAUUUGACAGCGUAAACAGCUUUAUUCUUCUUUUUUACAAGACAGGUACGUCUUGGGCGUGCUGAUUUUUUAGAUAACCAUCCCUGUAGUAACUUGGCCUUGCCGAGUUGUAGACUUAAAAGAAGCUUGUGUAGGGGAAUCUCUUCAUACAGUUAGGUUAAGAAAUGUAGAGUAAUUAUAUUUUAGUAAGAAGCUACAAAGAAUCUAGGUUGGCCUGCUCCUGCAGCCCCACGACCAUGAGAUUGUAAGCAAGGCUGUCUUGCAGGAGCCCAAACUAUCUGUCUGUUGGAACAUGUAAUCUCUGCCAGGGUCAAGACGAACCUAAACAAAGUGUCGUGGGGCAGACAUGUCAUCGUGAGGGGCCUUCUGGAGAAGUCACACACACACACACACACACACACACACACACACACAUAUAACAGCAUAAAAGAGAGUAGAAGUAAAGCUAGAGAGGCUUCCUUGGGUCUUGGUCGAGACUCUGUUUGUCAUCUGUACUGAUUUCUACAUCUGUACUAUUAAAGUGCCCAGGCUGUUCUUCAGAUCUCAUCAUGUCUCCUGUGCAUUGUUUAUGCUGGACUUUCCACAACAUAAUUGGCGAGCUUUAGCCAGAAUUCGUUUCGGGGGACAAGGGACCAUGGGUCUGCGAACUUCACAUGGGAUAAGGACACUCUGUGGCCACAAAAAGAAAAAGGUAGGAUAUUUCCUAAAAUUUGGUUGAGAGUUCUUCUCCCUGUGAGGUGGUGCGGACUACUGUUCUCUGUCCUCUUCGAAUCAAAGAACCUAGAAUAGAAAUAAGAGGAGACAGUGGAAAUGAAGACAGUCUGAGAAAACUGCAUGCAUGCAGUCAGCUGAUCAAAGUGUUAGGGAAAAUUUGGGAAAGGAAGCCAAUUUAAAUUGGAUAUAUAUCAGCUGAAUAUAGGGGAAACUGCAGUUGGUUGUGUCAGAUCGCCUCACGCUGCUACAUGCGUGAGACUAGAAGAUAGUAGACUGGGUGCAGAGAAGCACUUCGUCUCCUUCAAAGGGUGAGAUUGCCUCACGCUGUUACGUGUGUGAGAUUGCCACAUGUGAAGCUAUAGGCUGCAUGUGUGAGAUGCCAUAUGUAGAGCUAUAGGCUGCUGCAUGUGUGAGAUGCCAUAUGUAGAGCUAUAGGCUGCUGCAUGUGAGGAAUGCCAUAUGUAGAGCUAUAGGCUGCUGCAUGUGAGGGAUGCCAUAUGUAGAGCUAUAGGCUGCUGCAUGUGUGAGAUGCCAUAUGUAGAGCUAUAGGCUGCUGCAUGUGUGAGAUGCCAUAUGUAGAAGCUAUAGGCUGUUACAUGUGUGAGAAGCUAUAGGCUGGGUGCAGAAGCACUUCGUCUUCUUUAAAGGGUGAGACCGCCUCACGCUGCUAUAAGUGUGAGAUUGUCAUAUGUGAAGCUAUAGGCUGGGUGCAGAAAAGCACUGGCCAGUAGCUUGGGGAGACAGCCGGGCCCGGGUUGUGAUGUGUUUUUUUUUAGGCUGAAUGCCUGGAGAUAAAAUGGUUCUGGGUAAUUUUUGGGAUAACAAGGGGAGCGUCAGACACGAGUGUGUCUGUCCAUUGUUGAACUGUGAGUUUUAGACCAUCUUUCAUGAGCUCUGAAAGGUGGCAGCCGAUGGACGAGCAGAUUCAUCUCGUAAUACAUACGUGGAUUUUCUUUCUGGAAAACUCGAAAACUAGAAAGGAGGAUUUGUCAUGCGGAGUUCCGCUGAGGCUUAAGAAAAAGCCAAAAGGAGAACGAAAGUGGCAUAUUUCCUCAUAAAUUCUGAUCCAGAACUCUAGAGGGCCGAAUAAGUAUAAUGACGGAAUAGUAGAUAUUUGAAAUGCACAUAUAUAUAUAUUUCUUUUAUAUGUCAAAGACCUCACAAAAUCAGUGUUAUAAUUGGACUUAAAUUACAGACACAGAUUGGCUUGAUGAGCAGGAGAUAGAAAAAGAAGUCAAUAAGGAUAGGCUGAAAAGCCUAUUCAGGGAUCCCAAUUGAACAAGCACGUCCCAUAUCUCCUGACCAAUUGUAGAAGAAUCACACAAAUUGAAAAAAUCACACAAAUUGGAAAAAAUUGAAGAAAUCAAAACAAGAAUUAAAAUAGAAGACUGCUGACUGACUCCAGUGACUGACUUUGACUUCAAACACGUGUGAAAGGGUAUACCAUUGUGUGAUGAAAAAGUGAAGUGUGUGGGUUGAUUGGAUGUUUGUGUGUGUCUGUUUUGUUCUGUGUCAACUAAGUUCUCUGGCAGUGUUCACAGCCAGACUGCAUCUGUGUGUGUGUUAUGCUAGUCAAAGAUUGCUGUGUUUUCCUCACUUGUGUUUAUUUCAUAGUUGUGUAUGUGAAUACUGUGCUCAUUGCGGUCAUGUUAUCAGUUGAGACAUAGAAGGUUAAACACUCCUGGGAAAGAGGUUCUGUUCCUAGUACCAUGAUGAACACUCCUGAUAUGAAGGUUUAGCUUAUGCUCAAAUAUUAUGUUUUUUUGUUGUGAACACAUGUCUUAUGCUCCUUAACAAAUUUUCUGUGUUAAAGCUCCUGAAAUAAUGUUUGUAAAAGUAUAAAAGAUACAAAAGGGGGAAAAAGAAAUGAGGUACCACAAGUGCAAAACUUCUAAAACUUCAAAUCUAAGAGUUGCUUCUGUAAAUCUGCUGUUUUUGCCAAAAUACUGUGUUUUUUAAAUAUUAUUGAAGCUGUUAAUAUCAACACUGAUUAUUGCUAUAGAACUGCAGUUAAGGCAAAAGCUUUAUACUGUGUAUUUUUGGGGAAUUUUACAAAACUGCUGGGGAUCAAGUUUUAAUGUGUGUGUUCAUUGGAAUAAUAAAUUUUACAAAAACCAUGACCAGAAAGGGAAGAUUAGUUUAACUCCAAUUGCAUUGGUAGGGUGUAAAUAUACUGAACACUUAAGUGAUAUCCAAAAACUUACAAAGAAAUGGGAACAUUGAGUCAAGGGGUUUGAAUUUUUAUGACCUAGGGGAGGCACAUCUGAUGUGACUGUGUGUGAGGAUUUGGAGCAGUGAAUCUAAGACCAUAAACACAAAGAUAAAAGUAAAACACGCAAAAACAAGAGAUAUGGAACUAAAAGUAGUGGACAUGUUCAAAGGUUUUUGUCAUUCUUAUACUUUAGAGUCCAAUUUUAGAUUUUAAGUCAUACUGUGACCUUUUUGAACCUGAUUUCAACGUUCUUCUUGUGUAUUUGCUCUUUAAAUGCAUUACUUUUCUCUUUUUAAAUCAUGCUCUGAUCUUUUGAACUAAUAAAAAAGAAUAGAAUAAAAACUACAUUUUUUCUAUCUUAGGUUGCCUUUAAACUUAUUAUUAUUAUUAUUAUUUUCUUAUUUAUCUCUUUUGAAUUUCCAAAUGAUUUAUAAUCAUUGCUAUUUUUUCCCCAUAUGUUUUGAAAAGGAAAUUGACAGUUUUGGUGAAAUGUUGACCCUCUUUGGCCCUGAGGUUAGACCUAAAUCCAGAUUAUGGCCCUUGCUGUGGUUGAGUUUGACACCCCUGGCCUAGAUUAUGUUCGCUUGGAAAUGCACUGAUAGUAUGUUUUCAAUCUUAAGAAAUGGCACACAGGCGAGCUAUGUGCUGUGGAAAACCACACACCUUGUUGGGCUGAUUGCCAGACUACCACAAACUGAACAGGGGGCAGGGAGAUGGAUAUCGGUUUUUGAGGAUGAACUGUAAAGAAAAUGUUGACUACACCAGACAUGAAAGCACUCUUGGCUAAACUGCUGGGAACUAAGACGAUGGAGGAGUUUCUGCACAAGGCAAAACAAGGUUGGCUGAUGAAUCCCAUGAUAGAUGGGAGUGAGUUCAAUGCAUAUUGUGAUGUGAUGUGGAGGGUGCUCCCAGAUGAAGAGCGGAGACUGAAAGAACAGGAAAGAACAUUCAGCGGAAGUUGAAACAGCCACCUCUAAGGAAGACACCGCAAAAGAGACCCAGCGAUGCAGACCGUGCAGAUGCUAACUGCGGUAAAACCUGUGACAGUAACCUGUUUAAUCACCUGUUGUGAAUGUUUAUCCUCAGACAGAACCCUGCUCCAUAGAGAGGAUAUAUCCUGGCAGGGGGAGAGAGUGGAAUUCUGACGGACGUGUGACGUCUAAAGACCUGCUGGGGAUGUGAUCAUACCGGACAUUUUUGACAACUGCCCAGACCAGGGACGUCUCUGGCUGGAGCUGUGGUGGGGGGCCCCGGCCCAGACAAUGUGAAAGUGGUGGCUUACUACAGUGUGAUUUUUGCGGAUGAUGGAAAAAGUUAAUUGUUAGUUUUAAUUUUAACCCUGUUGACCUUAUAGACCAAAGAGCCCUAUGUAGAAGUAACAUUCAAAUUUGGUGCUCACCGCAAGGUGUGUAAGUGGAGAGUUAUGGUUUAUAGUUUUAAGUAAAUAUCGUGACAUUAGCAUUGUAACAUUCCUGUUCUGUUAGUUUAAUACUGAUAAAUCUAAAUGCAGCUGUGCUGAAUCCACAUACACUCCUCACAGAUGUGCCAUCUAAUGUAAAAGUAAUAGGAAGCUAUCAAAGGUCAAUAAGGCCACAGAAAAUGGUUUAGAGUUAAAUAAUUAGUUUUUGUACCAGUAGUAUUAACAAACGAACUUAGGAUCUGACUUUCACAGUGAUUCACACUGUGCAAGGGGGGAGAUAAUGAGACAAUUAAAACGUGAAGAUUUUUAGAAUAUUCUGACAAUAGUUGAUAAACUCUUGGGCCAUUGUGAUAUGUUUUUUUAGAUAAAUUAAAGAGACCAAUAAAACAGUACUGGGACACUUUUCCAGUUCCAGAGAGAUGUUUUUAGACAUCUAUUUAUAGACAAUGUGGACAUGAUUAAAACGGCCAAGGAAAAUGUUACAUGGUUGUAAUGAUGACAGGUUCAGUCGAUGGAUAGAAGCAACACCAUCAAAAGAUCUUGGAGUCAAAAUAAAUCUGUCAUUGCAUGAUUUGGUACAUCAUUUUGGGGAAGAAAGUUAAUCUCUCAAGUAAAUAUCUGAUCAGAGAAUUUGCACUAACAAUAACCUAUAGGAAGAUGCUUUUGCUACUUGCGCUUAUGAGCUUUCACAAUCAAAAGCACUGAGAUAAAUCUUUCACUGCAUGAUUGACUAACUUACAAAGCUAUGCUUUACUGCGGCUAAAUAAUUAAGUUUUUCGCUUGAGCAGCUGAAAAUUAGUGAAUUAAAUAUAUGAGGCAGCUAACUACGAUGCAAAGAUCUAUCGAUUAGUAGGAGGAGUGCCAAAAUCUGAUCCCAGUCAAGAGGUGGAGGCCAGUCGAGCCAGAGCACCAGGUGUACAUCACCGUCCUUUGAGGAGGGUGGCACAAAGAACGAGGAGAAGAACUGAACACUUUGGUCCUGGUGAAUCUACUUCAGUGCAAGAAGAGGGCAAUAAGAUGUGGUGUCAUCUACCACUGACUGCCCAGAAAAAACAAGGGAAGUAUGACUUGAUAAGAGACGCUCCCAGAAUGACUGUAGCACUCGUCCUGAAAGUAACUGUUUUCCUGGUGUUGCUGCUGAGGGACAAUGUGUGGAGAGAGACCGAGAGAGAGACUGAUGACAACAAUGAGGGUGAAGGUCAAACUGGUGCCAGUACAGCUGUGAGAAGAAGAAGUGGGAGACAUUGUUAUCGCGGGUGAGUACGAUGCAACCCAAAACACAAUCCACACCACUCCAGACAGAGCUAGAACCCAUGCCAACAUUCACAGAUUAUUACAGAUUUACAAUGAGGUUAAAUAGAUAAUAAAAUUAAAAAGAAUUUUUUUAUAUAUAUAGAUAAUCAGAAACAAGAGAGCCCUACACACUAAGUAGAUCUCAGAUAUUGGAGGAAAGGUUCCAGAUGAAUUUAUCACAUAGGGAGUAAAAUGAAUGCUGAAAAGUCGUGUGUGGCAAUAAAAUAACAGCUGGAGGUGGUAAAUGGGGAAGAGAUUUUUGCCAGAUUUUUACAAAUAAGAGAACUGUUUUUUUAAAUGUAAAAUUAAGUAAUUAUGUGAAAGGAAGAUGUGUUUGAUUUGAUUUUGUUUGAUUUGAUUUGUUGAUUAUUCAGCGAAGAUGUUUAGAUUAAAGGAUAUUUACAUGUAACAAGUCCAGUAACAUGUCAAUACAGACAAGCAUUAAAUUAGGUAUUUGAAGAGAAAAGAUGUGUCUUAAAAGUUUGGAAAGUACUGUCGCAGAUACAUUUCUAACAAAACAAGCCCCUGGGGGAGGUUUUUCUAAAGCUAUGAAGGGUAUGGAAAGCUAAAAGUGGAAAUGCGGGAGAAUGCUGGUAAGGGGGGCCUGUUAAUGGACUGGGUGGUCCAAAUUUUAGAUGAAUGAGAGCCGUUUUGGCCCAGCCAUGAGUGCUGCGAUAGCCCUAUUUCUGAUUUCCUUUCUCACAUGUCGCAUCGUACACAUUCUUUGGAGACAUUGUUGGAAGCUGACGGAGGAGAUGGGACUUAUGGUGGACCUAACACUGGCCCAUGAACUACAGGAAAUGCCACCAAAACAGCUGGCACAGUGUGUGAUUGAUCAAGGAGGGACUGAGGGACCUGAACGGUUCCUGGACUUGGUACCUGGACAGAAGACGAAGAUGAGCAAUGGACUUUGAGCAACACAAACAACAUAUUCAAUGAGCUGGAAAUAUUGAACUGAACAUGUUUCAUUCACAGAGUUAAAGGACUGCACUAAUCACAUAUUAAUCAAGAGGUUUGUCGCAGGUUGCUACAAUGUAAUGUAAUGGUAUUAUCAGAAGUUGACACUUCUUCUAUGCAAAUGAAAUUAUAUCAGCGCAUCCAGGAAAUGGAUGGUCGCCAGGGCGCGGGGCCGUAAGAUUCUUUCCCUGCUGAAACAGCCGAGCGGGGUUUUCAGUCUUACGCGUUGAUAUAAUUUGAAAUGAUCCAAGCUAUGGUAUGGUGUUUAGUGUUUGAUAUGAUGGUUAGGUUUUUAUGAAAGUAAGAACUUUCAAAGGGGGGAUGUGUAGGGG